This is a messenger RNA of Xyrichtys novacula (pearly razorfish), 65584 nucleotides long. NCBI's taxonomy places the organism in Eukaryota, Metazoa, Chordata, Actinopteri, Labriformes, Labridae. The record is from the annotation of a GenBank genome assembly.
UCGUCUCCGACUUGCAUCAUUUCUUGUCUGUCUUGCCUGCCGGGAGCAGACAACAUGUGAGUAUAUCCAUUGAGAAUUAUCACCCUCGCUGAAAAGGACAGAUUAAAUUCACGCUCUCCUGAACACCCGCUACUAUCCGUGAAGGCUAACACCGCUGCCUUAAACAAACUUUGUUGUCUGUUAAACUCAGAGCUGAACUAGUUAACUGAAGCAACAACCGGCUAGCUUAACCUGCUAACUCACAACAAGGAGGCGUCAUUGCUGAGCUCUCAGUGUUACAAAAAGUGUCUGAUGGGACUUUUGUAACUAGUGAGGGGACAGUUUGUACUUAUGCAUGUUCAACGUAAAGAUGUCGUAUUAGAAGUUACUUAUGCACCAGGAAUAAUAAAGGAACUGUGUGAACUCUGACAGCUCUGACAGAUUUUAAGGAGGCUAAACUGUGAAGGAGAAGAUCCAAGAUUAGCUGAAGAGGCAAGAAGCCAAAAUGGGAAAAGAGCACAAUUUAAAACUCCCACUGGCUCAUUUAAAACUCUGUAAUUUAUUCUAAUUCAAACAAAUUACACGAGUGUGAAGUCACAGUGAGAUGGAGUUUGCCAUUUGUCUUUAACAUAAAUGAAUGAAGGAUUCCCAGAGAGCCCCCAAAGUAACAGGUUCAUUAUCUGAUUUCUCUGAGUUUAACAUUCAUGUUCUGUGGUUUUUGCAGACGCCAUGGUCGAGCCAGUCCCCGAGUCCAUCAACUUUCCCUCUGAGGAGGAGAAGAUCCUGCAGAUGUGGAAAGACAAAGACUGCUUCCAGGAGUGUCUGAAACAGUCCAGGAACAGGCCCAAGUACAAAAACUCUUUCUGCAAAACAAAUAUUAAUAUUUUUCUCACAAAAUAUACUCAGGUGUAAUACAGUAAAACCUUUUAACUUAAGACAGCUGGAUGUAAUUUUCUUUUGUGUACCUGUUUUUGCCUGUUACUAAUAUUGGAAACUACUUAAUCUGCAACAUAAACAUGAAACUAUCUGUUGAAGAGGCACCAGGUUAUAUAUCCGUAAAAAUAAAUCCUAUUGUCACCACAGUUUUCAUGUUGUAUCUUGUGUUAGUGUCAGAGGUGAAAGAUUGUACAUGAUAAUUAUCAUUCCAGCUGUUGGAUGCCAAGUUAAAAAGCUGCACUUCCUGGCUAACCAGUUGUUGUUUGACUACAUUAUGUACUUUCAUAUGUCAAUCUUUAUGAUUGUCAGUACUUAAAUAUCAUGUAAAGCCAUGAUAAGGGUUAACACAUUUGAAGAAACAAGAUGAAUCUGUUUAGUUUCAUCUUGUAUCUCAAUUAUAGAUUAUUUAAAAGGUUUAAAAGCUUUUCUCUUGUGGUUAUUGGCUGUUUUCAUACUUAAAGGCUGUCAAUUGAAAACCUUUUAAAAAUUACAGACUAGCCUUUAAAUCUUCAGCUUCUCCCCCAAAUUAUAGCGACAGGAUGAUGGUUUCUAAAUCAAACAACAUGGAGUGAGGGGAGGUUUGGUAAGAAGCAAACCUUGUACACUAACAUUUCCUGAUAGAGGUAAAAUAGAUGUGAUUGUUUAGCUGCACAACUAGGAGACAACCCUCACUGUCAACACAAGCAUCACUAUAAAGAUACUAGCUAGUUUAAUGAUGAAACUCAAUGUUUCUGUCCAUAUUUACUCUAAAUAGAUAAAAGGUAGUGAAAUGCUCUUACUUUCCUCAGGUACACCUUUUAUGAUGGCCCUCCUUUUGCCACUGGCCUUCCCCACUAUGGUCACAUCCUAGCCGGCACCAUCAAGGACAUCGUCACCCGUUUUGCUCACCAGAGUGGCUUCCAUGUGGAUCGGCGCUUUGGAUGGGAUUGUCAUGGUCUGCCUGUGGUAAGAAUUUACUGUCCUGCUUCUUCUAAAAAUAGUCAUUGUAUUGAAAGUUUUGAUGUAGAUCUACAGAUUUUUUUCCCCCUAUUUUUCUGUUUUUGUAGGAGUAUGAGAUUGAUAAGACUCUGGGGAUCAAAGGCCCUGAAGAUGUCGCAAAAAUGGGAAUUGCUGAGUACAACAAGCAGUGCAGACAAAUCGUCAUGAGAUACUCCAAUGAGUGGGAGGUGAGCAAAUAUAAAAGAGCUCAGUGAUAUUUGUCAACAAUUACUGUUCAUAAAAAGUGCAUUGAGUGUACUCCAAUACAAACUGAAUCUGCUCUACACAUAAAUCUUUCAUGUGCAGAACAUGAGUUUAAUUUUAGAUCAUUUUUACAGACGUACCCAAAAUCAGGGGCCUCUGCAGAAUCUUGGUUCAGGAUAAUGAUGUUGUUUUGAUUUUCUAAGUGUAUGUCUCUUAUAUUCUCAGACCUCCGUGACUCGAAUGGGAAGGUGGAUUGAUUUCAGAAAUGACUACAAGACUCUGUACCCUUGGUUCAUGGAGACUGUCUGGUAUGAAAGUCAGAUUUUCUGUGUGACAAGUUUUGGCUCAAAGACACUUACAUAAUGUGCAUUUCACUUAAUUACAUUCAGGCUCCAUCUAAUGUACUUAAAGCACAAAGUCAUUUUCAUCAGAGACCCUCGUGGAUUUUGCUGAAUCAUUUCUUCAACUUUAACUUGAUUACUAUCCUGAGGGAAAUUGUUGCAAUACGACAAUGUCAAUGAAAAACAACCAAAUCUACUUAAAGUAAAACACUAAAAGCACUAUAUGAUAUGAAAUGUAAUAGAAGCUAAAGUGAAUCUGUCUGGGUCAGUCCCUUUGUGUGCAGCUGUCUGUCUCUCCUUCUUCUUGAUCUGUUUUUUCAUCUGUCCUCUCUGACUUUAGGUGGGUGUUCAAACAGCUGUAUGACAAAGGUCUGGUUUACCGAGGUGUCAAAGUCAUGCCUUUCUCCACUGCCUGUAACACCCCCCUGUCCAACUUUGAGUCCCAUCAAAACUACAAGGUUUGCAUAAAUCACAACCCUCGUGACAAAACGAUCAUACGUCGGUGUAUAAAUGUUAAACUCGAUCAAUCUUUGUUCCACUUUUGCCUCCAGGAUGUUCAGGACCCAUCUGUGAUCGUCAACUUCCCAUUGGUUGAGAACGAGGAAGUGGCUUUGAUCGCCUGGACGACCACACCCUGGACACUGCCGAGCAACCUGGCACUCUGUGUUAACCCCGAGUUCAUAUAUGUCAAAGUCAAAGGUAAGAGAAUACUAUGAGUGUGGUGUAUAUGACCUUUAUAAAUGCCACAUGUAGACCUUCGUGUAUCCACCCUCCAGGUUUAUAAACAGCCUCCACAGUUAAUAAGUCAAUGUUUGAUGUUUUUAUUUUCUUUCUUCUGAAAAAACAACUUAUCUGUAGUCUGUUGACUAGUAACUUUAAUGCUCCACAUUCUUCGAAGAGAUGGACGGACCAAAACCAACAAGACUGGUUGUGAUCUCCUGUCCAAUAUUAGACUUGCUUGUGUUGUUUGGUAUCAUGUUGAUUUUGCUAGCUGGAUGAGGCACAGUUUGUUAAUUUAAGUAGUUAGUGACUUAAAACAAACAAGUGCGGAUUACUCAAUAAAAAUCAUGACAAUUUACUAUAAAUGAGAUAUUCUCAUUAGACAGAUAACCAUCCUGCAGUCAUGAUGUGGUAAACACAACCUCAAUGACCUCAGCAUGCUUAAUUCUUAUAGCAGCAUUUAAUCUGGAUAUUUCAAUGUUUAUACCAAACAAUGCUGAAACUUUUCUCCUCUCUCUCUCUCUCAUAACUCUCAUUACAUAACCAUGGCAACAAAUAGGGGCUAAACAUUACCACUGUUAUCCCACAGUCUGUUGUAGUCUGUAAACUUGGCUGUACAAAACAAACACCAUUAAACAGCGCUGUGUUGUCAGAAGAAACUGAAGAUCUAGACUCUUAACACUCACCCCUCCCGGUUUGAUUUAUCUAUCUAACAAAAUCGUCAAACUUCUGCUGUUGUAAGUUUUUUCUUUUUCAAACACAGGCUAAAUUACAUGAGAAUUACUUUCUGAUUGUUUGUAGAUAUUAUUAAAAUGCACUGAGGCUCAUCGUAAUUCGAGGGCCUUUAAACACAAGUUUUAGAAUUAUGGCUCAAAGAUAAAUUAUUGUUUAAGAUAUAUCGUCAGAAAAAUCCUCCAUGAUAAAUAUUUGCCAUCUUAUGAUAAAUAUGAUAAAUGCAAGUUGAUGACGUAAGCGGGAGUGACGGACUGGCAGCCGUAGCCCACACAGAUCAGAAUAACAAACAAACAUGGCCGAAGGUGAUAAAGAAGACGUUUAUGUCAUUAGUUUUCUCCAUAACCUAUCACUUAAACUUGACGUUAAGUAUCUUAUUUGACUACUCCAAGUGGUGUUCCCAAGACAAAAUGAGUCAAAAAUAUUGACUGGAAUUAUAUUUUUUAUCAGGACUUUUAUCGUUAUCGCCAGAAUGGCAAAUCUUAUCGUGUUUGUUUGUUUGUUUUAUCCCAUAUUGCCCAUCCCUAAUAGCUAAGUUUUAUUGUGAGCGACUUUAUUUUCUUUUACUAGACUUGUGAUCCGUUACCCUCCAAUAUUCCAGAGUGAAAAUGAUACAAACAUAGAAUGACACAGAACUUGAUGUGUUUUCUGGAAUAAUGGAAAAGCUUUGGCUGACCAACAAUCCCAAAUGUCCUCACUGGGGCUGGAGGUUUAUCUGCGACGUGUCUCGGUCUGAAAUGUUUUCCCCACUCAUAGUUGUUCCCAAUGUUCUCUUGUGGUCGGUUUAUUUUAAUCUUCAUGUCAGGAAACACCAUUAUCUUCUGCUGUUGUCUGUACUUUCCUCAUGUCCUCGUGGGGAAAACAGAGAAAUAUCUGCUCUUACAUCCUGUCCACAAACAUGUUUGUGUUGUGGAUUGCCUGGGUUACCAGGAUUGGUUGUUUUUUUGUGGAACAGUGUUGUUUAAAUGCUGCAGCCUAGGGCCAAAAUUUCUGUAAAAAAUCUUGUUUCUCUUGUGGAUUUAAUGUUGUGGUCUGCAGUAUCAGCUGUGGUGUUUUUAUUCGGAAAGAACAAACAGGAACAAAUUAACACAAGAGGGGGAGUGCUGCCAUUGCAUUUUGCACCCAAAGGAAAGGAUCUCUGUCCUGUAAUGUGUUGGUGGACUCUCCAGCCUUUGGCUGUGUGUUAGCUGAUGAAAUAAGAAAAGGGACUCUCUGUGACUGUAAUAUUGUGCUUAUCUACCACAAACCAGCACUUAACUUUCAUAAGAAGUAACUCAGUGCCAAGGCAACAGACUUACAUGUCAUCACAGUAAAAUGCGGAUGAUAGCAGAUGUUAUGAAAAGGGGCUUUGUAAAGUAAGACUGAUUGGAAAAAGGGUUUACAGGUUGAUUGGCCAUCCAGUUAAAAAAAAUCCAAAAGAUAUGUUUUAUCUCAGUCAUCGUCUCCGUGACUGACACUUGACAUUAUAGCAAAUGAUAGGAUAGGGCUGGGCGAUAAAAGGAAAAUUUACCGAUACCGAAAUUUAUGACAAUAACUGACAUCAUUUUGCCCAUGUCGGUUUAUUCAGCGUCAAAAAAUAAAUCAAAGUUGGUUCUGGAUGUGUGUAGGUAGGCUAUGGUCUCGUGUCUCUUUUAAAACGCUGUCCUACGUUGGAGAUGUGACUCCACCCCAUCCAGUCCAACAAAGAGGUAAAGACAGGUGAGGAGAUGGAGGACGGUUCAAAAGUUGUAGCGGCUGGAGCGGUGACUAAAGUAGACAAAGUUAAUAUGGGAGGGGUUCAGCAGCUUGUGGAGUAGUUAUUGUCCAUUUAUCGUUAUUCAGGUGAACUGCUCAAUACAUCGUGAUAUUGAUUUGAGGCCAUAUCGCCCAGACCUAUGAUAGGACCUGUCUGUAAUGUUCAAAUUCACUUAGUUAAAUCUUCCUCUUUUAGAGCCACUCUGCUGUUUGGGAUAAAGUCUUCCUUUAAAGUCUGUUUUUGUAUAAACCAUUGCUGCAGCUACAAUAAAGUCUUAUGCACUUGCCCUGCAAUAAAUCAAGAGUAUUAACUUGAAUUAGUAGGAAAUAAAUGUGAGAGAUUCACAAUUAAUUUAGAUGAAAAAUGAAUUGUAUCAAAAUGCAGAGUCACACUUGCAGUCUAGCAGCUCUUGCAAUUUAGAUUUCUGCUAUACUGCAGUAUUCAAUCGAUCAGUCAAUCAAAUUUUAUUUAUAUAGUGCCAAAUCACAACAGUUGUUAUCCCAAGAUGCUUUCCAAAAAAAGAGCAGGUCUGGACCACGCUCAUUGUUUGAUAAAUUACUAAGACCCAACCUUAAGAUGGGAUAGAUUUGACCCAUCUCAUCUAACAUGAGUGACAGUGGCAAGGAAACACUUCCUUUUAAUAGGUAGAAACCUCAAGCAGGACCUGACUCAUGUUAGACAGCCACCUGUUGGGGAGAAAUACACAGAGAGAUAGGGAGGGAGAGAGAGAGAGACAGGAGACAGCAACAUUAAAAACAACAACAACAACAGCUCACACAGAGUUCCGGUUGCAGAGCAAGUAAUAAUGGAGGAAUAUGAGUUUAAUGUUGCACGUAUCCCAAUGAUUUUGUGAGUUUAUCAUCAGUAAGAACAAAAUGCAUCAUGCAGAAUCGUUAACACCGCUAAACUUGAUCAUAUCUUUAUUAAAACACUGUACAGUUAUGUUUCAAUCCAACCCGUUUGCUAUGCGAUGCAGUCCACAUUGACACUGACUCUGUUGCAUUAAUAUCACUCAGUUUGGCAUGAAUCGGCAUGUGCAAAGGUUGAAUGAGAAUUUAAGCUAUCCUUGUUUUUAUUAUCAAAAAUGUAACUCUACCUCCUGCCAAAAAUGUCAAUAAAAACCAGGAGAGUGAGACUGAAUCCUCCAGUUUCGUUCAUGUGUGUUGCUCAGGCAUGAGGAUUGUGGGUGAAGAUUAAAAUCAGGUCACUUUAAAAAGUGUCGUCCUUGUUGAAACAUAUAAAAAAACUGAAAACCCUCCAGAGAGGUGGCUCGUGUUUUUGUGUUACCCUUCUGCUGUAGUUUUUGGUUUCCUGUGAUGAGAGAAAACUGGUGGGUUUUUAAAAAAGAGUGACCUAGAUUCACACCACUUUGUCAUGGCUUAUUUCGUCCUGUGGGGGGCACUGUUGAAGCACAAGCUGCCAACCUGACUGCACCGCCUGUGCUGUGCUGCAUGGGAGACCGCCUCAGAAUACCAAUGACUGUUUUUUUUUUUUUUUCUGUAUCAGCUCAGUCUCCCUCUCUCUCUUUUUUUUUUUUAUCUUCCGUCCUCUUUUACUCUAUCCCCCCGUCUCAUUUUCAAAAUGCUCUCUUUACCUCCACAUCCACCUGUUUUUGUCCUUCGUUGGGCUUAUUUUUCCCCCGCUCUGUCUCUUUUUGUGUCUGUCUUCAUUCCCUCGCUGCUUCUGUCGCUGUUUGAGUCGAAAGCUGUCAGCAGCGGCAGCAGCAGCAGGUCUGAGCCGUGCAGUCAUUUGUCACACCACUGAGGGGAAGACAGAAACAUCUUUUAUUGAUGCCCCCCUCUCUCUCUCUCUCUUUUCUUUUUUGUGUCUCACUGUCAUAGGCCAUUUGGUUUUUGCCUUCCUCGCAACUGUUGGCCCCGCCGCUCUCUUAUCUUUCCUCUAUUCCCCCUUUGGCCAGUUUUCCAGGAGGGUUCGGUUUCCCAAAAAUGUCAGGCAGUUAUCCUCCAUGAGGCUGCAACUUUUCACUGAGCUCUGCUGUUACCUACCAUCAUGGUGGGAUCCUUACCUGACCUUGACUUCAUAGCUUGGUGUAUUAUUGUGAAGCAGGACUUGACAUUGAGGUUUAGCAGACUUGCAUCCACCCAUUAGAUGCCUGGGCUUAUACCGUGUUUAAUGAGGUGCUGUUUAUCACUCUGAUAUACAGUCGAUAAGCAUAAACCUUGCUGCAGGGACUGUUUAGAUGGCAGAAAAAAUCAUUUUACAGCAUAUUGAUCCAUAUUUUUAUUCCCCCUUCACCUGUUUUCACUGCCACUUUAGCAGCCUGUAAAUAAAAGAAGCAACUAAAAUACAAACACUUUGAUUUUGCCGGGUUUUAUCCACCUCUAACGAAGCUUCAUGUUCUUCUUUCUGUUGCAUUUGCCCUUAAGUGGUAUGUUUAUCAAGUCUGAACUAGACUCUCUGAAGCAGCUUUGGGUAAAUGACAUGUUUACGUUUAUUCAAUACACAUGCCUGGCAGCAAAGUGUCAUUCAAAGUAUGUCUGUGUUUUUCACCCUUCAGAUAAUGCGACAGACAAGACCUACAUAAUGAUGGAGGCCAGACUGGGAGCUCUGUUCAAGUCAGAGAGCGAGUUCACUCUACUGGACAAGUAAGUACACAAAUAAAGGAUAAUGCAUGAAGAGGGAGCUGGUUUAAAGAGUGGGCGAGCUAUGACAACCUGCUCACUCUGUAUUAUCUGACAUAUUAACCAACAAAGGGGUUGACUCCAAAUAUUAACCUCAAGAUGAUUUAAAUAGCGCUUCUGGAUCAACAGUGUUGUUCUUAUCAGGCUGUUUGCAGAUUGAUUUAAAGCUCCUGUUAGAUCACUGAUGACAAGUUUAACAAUCUCUAUAUUGUAUUUUUCCAGAUUUCUUUAGUGAGUUUCUUCAGACAGUUCAGACUUGUACAACAAUUUAACAAUACGCAAGAGCAUCUGCCUUACGCCUAAUUUCCACCACAUGUGGAACGGCGGCGAAAAGGCCUUAAGCGCAAUUGCUGCUGAUCGUUUCCAUUCAAUUUCCACCGGCUUCUUUCCGGCCCCCCUGCGGUUCAGCGGGCUUCGUAGCCAAUUGCUGGGAUUCUAUUUUUUCCGGACGCUGGAAUAUGCCACAUAAAUUCAGCACAGAUUAACCCGUGCUGGAAAGGAAAUCGUCACAGACACUAAAUAAAACAUUCAGCUUCUGUUUAAAAUAAAACACUUAAUAUUUCAGGUGGCUUGUAUUUCACACCAUGCAAAUGGGUGGGUGGGGACCAAGUCAAAGGUUGAGGAGAUGCUGAUUCUAGAAGCCUAAAAUCACUUUGUCCACAGGGGGCGCCAAAGUACACAGACAGAAAGUUCCUCACAGGAGCUUUAAUGUUAAACUAGACUUUUACCUGCUGAUAGGAGUCUGAUUUCAUCAUUUAAAUCCUUACACCACUUUAAUUAAUUGUCAGCAAACGAUUAACUAAAGAUGUUUAAAUAAUGGUAACAACCUUUAGCGUAUCAACCUUGAGAAAAACAUUAUGAAAUUCGUUGAUGUUCCUAGAAAACAAAUUAAGGUCUAUCAACAACAAAUAUUAUGAACACACUUAACCUGCCCUCUGUCUCUAACGACACCAUUUAUUAAAAUAACAGACAGAUGAUUAACUCUUUGUGUGUUUAGGGGACGACCUUAAGUGUCCUCCGAGAGUGUUUCUCUAAUAAAUGGACAGAUCAACUCACUAACUCUAACUCUUUCCAUGGUUUGGGGGGAAAUGGAAAAAAAAAUAUUGUGGGGGGAUGCAGAACCUAUUUCAAGGUGAUACCAAAGUAGUUUAUGAAGUAAAAUCCCACUGUGACCCCUCAGGGACUCUGUGGAAAUUGAAAAGUAGGUGGGGAGAGGAAAAUAGGAUUUUAAAAAGUGACCCUUAGACCCCGAGAAAGCUGACUUCCCUAAAGCAUCAUAUUAAUCAACCUUUUUUUGUCAGUGUUUUCUCUGUCUGAGAAAACAAACAAACAAACAAUGUAUUUAAACAUGUACGUCCUCAUAAUUUUGAGCUUCUUAAGCUAGUCUUUGCAGGAGAGGUGAAUGACAGAUGUGGAAUAAAGGAAAUAAUGUUUUUAUGUGUUUUCAGAUUUCCUGGUAAGACGCUGAAAGGAAAGAAGUACAAGCCUCUGUUCCAGUACUUCUCCAAGGUUUGUAGUCUUUGUGUUCUUGUUCUUGUACAUAUAACUUUCUUUAGCCUCAAAAUAAAGACCUCUCAUGUCUCACUUUAAUUACCUGUCGGACCACAAAUUGACAUCCAAGUUCACGGUCACUGAAUCUUGCUUGUGUACUCUCUCAAUGUCUUCGGCUAUUGCUCCUUCAAUAAGCCUUCUUCGCUCUCACUCUUGUCUUCCUCGUUUCUCUCCAGUGUGGGGAGAAAGGAGCGUUCCAGGUGGUGACUGAUAACUAUGUCAAGGAGGAGGAGGGUACAGGAGUGGUCCACCAGGCACCGUACUUUGGAGCUGUGAGUGUUAUCGUCUACUGUAACUGGUGUGUUGUACUUGUGUGUUUCGCUGCACUAGGUUCUUACAUGAAGCCAGUUAAAGGCAGGGUAAUUAGACUACCGUAUUUUCCGCACUAUAAGGCGCACCUAAAAACCUCCAAUUUUCUCAAAAGCUGACAGUGCGCCUUAUAAUCCGGUGCGCCUUAUAUAUGGACCAAUAUUGAGCCACAACAGGUCUCGCAACUACGGUAAGCAGCCGCCGACUUCAUUUUCCCCCGUAGAAGAAGAAGCGCGCGGUGCAUGCUGGGAUAUAUGACUGCGCGAGGCGUGCCGUUUCAUUUCUAUUUGUGUGUUUAUGUAAAGACCCCAAAAUGGCUCCUUAAACAGCUGUUUAUUCAUUUUGGGAGUGAACGGAGUUGUUAGAACGCUGGUUUGUAAUCUAUUAAUAAAGUUUGACUGACCUAUCUGACUGUUUUGUUGACAUUCCCUUUAGCGCAGCUCCAUCUAAUGGAUGCAUAACGUAACCCCAGCCUCCACUGUAGCGUCUUUUCUAUGCGCCUUAUAAUGCGGUGCGCCUUAUAUAUGAACAAAGUUUUAAAAUAGGCCAUUCAUUGAAGGUGCGCCUUAUAAUCCGGUGCGCCUUAUAGUGCGGAAAAUACGGUAUUUUUAGGCCUUCUCAGGAAUUUUCUAACUAUUCAAGUCAAACAGGAAAACAGAUAAACUCAUUUAAAAUGAGCGAAAAACUCAACAGUGGUAUAUUAUGCAGUUGUGGAGUUUAGAGGGAGGAUUUCAUUUUGGUGCUGUUUGAAACUUUGCAGUAAAAUUUGUCGAACCUUGAGUUGCAGUGUCCUUGCUCAUAGUUACUAACUGGCUUCUAUUUUCUUCAUCAUUAUAAGUAAAAUUUGUCCGUUACAUUCCCCAGCAUGCUUUAAAAAAAUCUCUCAAACAUUUAGUUAAAAAUGAUCAAUACAAAACCCAACAUUUGCAAAGCACCAGCAAGUUAGCUUUUGGUGGGAAAGUGUAUAAUUUAUACAGUAUUUUCAAAUGCUUAAGAACUCGGGUGUUUUACAUAAAGCAUUAAAAGCAUAAACACACAAAAUUUCUCACAUAUGAUGGAAGAAAAUGUACAAAAAUGUAAAUAUAUGAUGAUAGAAAUUAACUAAAGUUGAUCAGAAACUCAAGGCUGGUAGGUAGGACUCUUACGCUGACCAAGACUUUUAAAACAAGGACAAGACAAAGCUUGCUUUUCCUAUAUUUAGUUUUACACAGGUUUAAGUGUUCAGUGUUGGCUGAGAAAAUCGUAAAGGAAAGACAGUCAUCAUUGUUUGUCUUUGUCUAUACACAGUCUAUACCGCUGAUCCCGCUCCCUUCUGUCACUGUCACUUUGUCCCAGCCGCCUCUGCAGAGCUCAAAACACCCACCCGCCCUCCUCUCUCUUUAAUUAAAACAUUCUUUUCUUCUUGGGUGGUUUAAAACUGGAAAAGUUGGGUAAUGUACUUUUGAAACGCUGCUCCUGGUAAGCUUGAGUCACAGGGCUGCAGACGCUCAAACGCCUCAGAGUUCAGUCAGUAUAUCUGUGCCGAGUCCAAAUCCUGUGGAUGGCUUCUCUGUCACCCUCGAGUGAACAAGUGCAUCCAGCACUUAAGUCCUUGUUGUUUGUCUCAAUGCAUUUAUGUUCCUUUUCUGUAUUUGUUUAUGCUGUCUGAAUUUGCAGAGGCUUUUUAUUUUGACAGAGUGAUUAACAUGGUUUCAUCUGCAUGGUCCUUUGGGUGCCUCGGCUAUUUCACAUCCAGACUCUGUUUACUGGGGUUAACACAUAAGAUUUAAGUUUAUGUGCCCCACUCCUCAAGAAACGUUCAUUACAAACUUUUACAGCAAUAAAAUUAUUGAUAAUCACUGAUUUAUCUUGUUGCCAAGGGCUCGACAAUCCAACCAUUUCACUCACAUUUGCGACUAAAAAUAGAUAAAGUAGAUUGAUAAAAUAAAGUUAGUUUUAGGUUGGAUAUUGGACGGACAUUCACUGCAGAUCUACUGGUGUCUUCUCACUCUCCAUAACCGGGAAUGGCAACAGCAGCGUGGUUAAAUCUACUCUGCACCCUCGCUGUCAACGUCAGGUGUUGAAUAAGGGACCGUCAAUUAAUUACCGGUUGAUGUUUUAAAAAAAGGCUGUUUUCCUUCAAUAGCUUCCAUGUCAUGUAACCAAUUGAACUUAAAUUAAUUUCAAAUAAUAGUACUAAGGUCGGACAAUAAGACACACCUCUUUUUUUCCCUAAUUUGUCCUCUAAAAUUUUUGUGUUAAAUUCAAAGGCAACUUUGAGCAUUUUCUUCAAUAGCUUCCAAUGUCAUGUGACCAAUUAACCUUAAAAUUGAUUUCAAAUCUUCCAUUUUAUCAUGGAAAACACAUUAUUUGAUCAAUUUUCAUUGUGCCCUUAAAGUUCUUUGAGUGCUCCUUACUUUUUCAACUUAAGAGUGCAUGUGCUCCUUGUGAAAAAAAUUAGUGUCAAGCCUUGUUGCCAAAUCUUGAAGACCCAUAUGGGUAAAACUAUUUUUCAAGGAUCUACUCUUGAAUUACUUCAAAUGAUUGUUUCCGAUUAAUAAAGAAGGAUGUUUUUUUUUAAUCAUCCACUUCUCUAAAAUGAUUUUAGUUGUAACGGGUGUCAAUAUUUUUGUGUAUUAAGAAGUACUGAGGAGUAUUCAUGGAGUAUUUGUGCAUGAAACUGUGGUAUCAAUAUACCCCCACUGUUACAAGGCCGGUGUUGAAGUGCUAUCAGACCUAUUGGAUCAUCGCUAAUGGGCUAGAUGCCUUUGUCAAGGGCAGAUGGAUACCCCUGUGGUUGUAGCCAGCUGUAGAUACACACUCAGACCUUCCUCUUUCUUAGCUCUCUCCUCAGCUCUCUCAGCCUUUACAGGGCCCCUAAGUAAACCAUUCACAUCAAUACUUCACCUACAUUUACAUUCAGAUGUUACUUUCAAGUUUGUUUACACGUCUAUUAUUUAGUGAUCACAUGGAUUAGUUGGUCGAGGACAUACUCUGAAGAUUUACAGUGAGGAAAAACAUGUCACAGACCCACAUUUUUCACAUUUUAUGUUGUUAUGACUAGAUGUGAAAUGACCCCGUGAGUCAUCCAUCUUGGAUCUUGACAGGGUGCUUGAAUACAAAAUACAUUUACGGCUGGACAGCACUCAGAUCUUUCAUGCAUAGAUGCCACAUACCAGCAGUGCUUGUUUCAACUCUGCAAAAAGUAUCCAGCACAACAUGGAAUUUAAUAUGGAGUCAUAACAUAUCUUCAAACUGGUGACAGUGGCUGCCAAAGAGCUGAGAUAACUACUCAUUUCUUAAUACAUUGUCCUCUGUAUGGAGGAUGAAUGGAUCAGUUUAUUGAGAAAGUUAAUUAGACUUAAUAAAUGUUGAAAGAGUUUUUAUCAUGAUCUGUAUGAAAUAUGUUUUUAAGUCUGUGAUAUCAUACAUUAGUUUGCGAGGAAGCCUUACAAUGAUCAUGUUGAAAAUGCUGACUUAACUCGCCUUUUUAUCAAUCUAACCAGAGGCAGAGAGGUUAUCCUGAGGACAGCCUCUAGCUUGUAAGCAAAUAGCUGCAGCACACCUGCCAGUUAAAUCUGCCUCUAGCCUUAAAUAUAUGAAAAUACAGCAGCUGUUAAAAAAACAUCCAGAAAUCAUCUCCUGUUGAGAUAUAAAAUGAUAUUCGAAUAUAUCAAAAUGUGCGUUUUCACUGUACUUUUUCAGCAAACCUAAUGACUCAAUCCCAUUUCUCAUUCUUACUCUUCCUGUUGUUUUGGUGUGCCCCUCUGUCCUUCAGAGCAGAGUUAAAAGGGUCACGUUGAACUCUUCGACAAAAAGGGACAAACCUUCAAGACUCUGUUACACCAUCUGAUAAAUCAAUAAAGUGAUGUUAGCUUGCCAGCUAGUUACAGGUACAUCAUUCAUCAAUAGGGGUGUGACUUUUCAAAUCAAUAAAUAUCGGACAAGACACAGUGAUGUUUGAAUCCAUUUCACCCUGUCCCUCCAUCACAUAGGUACUGAACAUUUAUAUCACAAAUUUUUAUGAUUUUAUGAAUGGUAGCAAAACAAAAACAAGCUCGAUAAGACUCAAAGUGGAAGGCUUUGAUCUUGAGAGCCAAUGCAGUCAUGCAAAAAAACGCUGUUCCCAAGUGUCUGCUUGAGGCUAGCUGCAGAAGCACCAGAAACCACACACGCACUAAUUCAAAAAAGCCAAUUUAGACAUAUAAAGAAGAAUAGUUUGGUCUGAAUGACUCAGGGAUCUCACAGUGCAUCUGAUUUGAAGAUAUUAAGAUUGUGAGUGUGGCGAAUCAUAAACUCGACUAACUUGCCUAACAAACGGGCACCAUGUAACAGUUUGCAAGGAGGCUGAAGGCCCAGCUUUAGUGGAUUUAAGUGAAGACUUGAACUUCUAAUAAAAAUGAUAUCCCUAGUCAGUAGGGGUGGGAAUCACCAGUGGCCCUACAAUAUGAUAUUAUCACAAUACUUGGGCCAUGAUACAAUAUUGCAAUUUUUAACAUUUUGCAAUACAGUGAGUAUUGUGAUACAAUAUAUUGUGAUUUAUACAAUUUUUUCAACUGUUAAGCUAAUUAAGCAUUUGGCUUUCCUUUAUGUUUGUCUUAUUUACACAGUGUUUUAUUUUCAUGUAGCUCAUCUUGCAAACCUUAUAUGUUUGUUGGACUAACAUUCUCCUGCUCUAUGAUGUCACCUCUGCCAACCUCACUGGACAAACAGUUGAUUUUAUUUUUCUAUUAUGAUAGAUUUGACUUCAUAAUAGCAAUUAAUUUGAAAAAUGGAUACUUGUCAAUGAGACGAUACGAUAUAUCACCAGUCAAAAUAUUGCGAUACUAAGCUGUAUCGAUUCUUUUCUCCUACCCCUACUAAUCAGCACUCUUGUGAUCUUUUUUGGACUAUAAUAGUCUUAAACAACAUUAAACUAAGAUAAUCUUAUGGCUAUCAUAAUUUCCAAAUCAGGCCACAAAUGGACACUCAAGGAAUUACAGCUUUUUGCACUUGCUUACAAAUUUCAUUUUUCAGUACUGGAGGUUACAGCUGAAGGUUACCAACUGAAGUCAUAUGCCUCCAUGCAUGGCUUUUAAUAAUGAGUACAACCGCUAAUCAGUCUCAGCUUCGAUUAGACUAAUUAUUGUUUUUUACUUUAUUCCAUUAAUCAACAAACUGUCCCAAUCCUAGUGCGAUGUUUCUGUUUUCUUUUAUAAUAAGUUGUUUACGAAUUAACAUAAAUUGGAUUAUACAAAAUCCUUCACCCGCUAAACCUCUUAAACUGUUUGUUAUUCUCUCUGUAGGAUGAUUACAGGGUGUGCACAGAAUUCAACAUCAUCCAGAGGGACCAGGCUCCUAUCUGCCCUGUGGACGCCUCGGGCUGCUUCACUUCAGAGGUCACUGACUUCUCAGGACAGUACGUCAAAGUGAGUGACACAUCAGACAUUUACAUGUAGAUUAGGUAAGCAGACAUUUCAGGCUCUUCAUCUGGUGUAGAAAGCCGCUGGCUUGUUACAUGGGGUGAAUCCCUCAGUAGUAUUGAUAUGUGAGUUAUUUAUUCUCGUCUUCUGUGCACAUACUCUCUUUCUUUUUUCCCUUUUUCUGUCUUCCUCUCGAAUGCAUACCCUGGAGUAAUUUUUGCUCUUUAAUUCAAAGCAUUUUUGCUGAAACCUGCCCUUACUUCUACAUUAUACUUUUAGGAUGAAAUCAUUUGUUAACAAAAUAUAAUACAAAAGCUGAUUUUGUUGUGAUAGUGAUAGUGACAGGAAGCCUCAGAUACAGCCCAGAGUACUAGGACAAGAUUCAGUGAGUCUGUUGGUCCAUACACUUAUCUUUUGAUAAAUAAUGAACUUCUUUCAUCAUAAAUGUAUUUAUGUUAACCUUUAAAACUGUUGCAAGAACGCAAGCUACAGCUAGCAACUCUAGUUUUUAAAGGAGCAGGGAUGAAAUGAUUUCAGGUUUUGAAUUAUGUGAUGAUAGAAAACAACAAAAUGACAAAUGCUUCAUUUGUAAGAGUUUACCCAGUUUGUUCUCAUGUGCUGUCCCUUUUACUAAUGAAGUUUACUCCCUAGUUUAUUUUUCAGAUAAUAGGUAAUUUUAAAUCAUGUGUAAUCUUCCUCUGAAAUCAAACACACACUACUUCUGUGUAAGCUUAAUUUGUGUCAUUGUGCUGUUGCACUUUGGAUACACAAUGUUCACUUGACAUCCAAACUAACCAAAAUACUAUGGCAGAAGUAUCAUUUUCACUUUCUCUAAGUGGGUAUGGGACUGAAAAUAACUGACCUGCAGCAACACAAAGGUGUAAAAAAAGAAAAAAAAUUCAAAGCAAAACCUUUUGUCCAAAAAACCUGCAUCUAACACUAAUCAAGUGGAGGAGAGUAGGUUAACCUAAACAACAGGACUUAACAAACAGGAACAGAAUAUACCAGAUGGACAUUUCAAAAAGUAAACAAACAAACGAAACAAAAAAAAACAACACAUGAACUCCCGACUGAAUAUCACAUAUCACAUAUAGAUAAGAAAUAUUAAUGAAAAACAAAGCUGUAUAUUACAAAACAGACACAAAUCUAUUAGGGGUGUCCUGAUACAACUUUUUUACUUCUGAUAUGAUACCGAUAUUGUAGCCUUCAGUAUCAGCCGAUAUCGAUAUUGAUCCGAAAUUGGCGCAAACUUGUGCAUGACAAGUCUUUUUUGUACCUUAAAGAAAAAUGCUGCCACAUAGGCGACAUCACUCCUACUCCUCACUACUUUGUUAGUACCUUAGUACACACUGUUGUUGUGAUCAGGUGGGCUCUGCAUGCUGGAUCAGGGCGCUGCUAGUUAGAGGUGCUAGAUUGGAGUCUGGAAUGAACUGCUUGUAUCCGAUAUUUGUUUUUUGGCUGAUAUCAAUAUCGUAUCGGGACAGCCCUGAUAUCUGUGGUCCAAGACUUUUAUAUAAUUAUGUGGCAUCCUCAUUAAUGGUAGAGGCAAACAUGUCUAAGGAAAACACCUAAUGGAUAGUAAAUCAACUCCUCAGAACAAAGUUAUGUUUGACUCCUAAAAGCACUGACUGCCUUUUUAAAUUGUGAACAAAAAAAUGAUCUUUAGCAUUUGUUCUGUUCAUUUGUUUGUUCAAAGGGUUUAACCUCAGCCAUUUACAUAGCACUUACAUGAUACCUGCAUCCUGCUAGCCCUCUGCAGAUGUGAUUAAGAAGUUAUUAUUUUAAGCUCAUAUUAGUGUCAGACGGCACUCAGACUAAUGUUUUUGCUGUUUUGCAUAUUCUGGUAUUAAAGUGGGUAUUAGGGAAAUAAUAAAAAAACACAUAAGGAAAUUAAAUUUCAGAGCAUCCAUAAUACAUGAUACAUACAUAAUUUAGAUAUAUAAUUUAUUUUUUAUUAGGAGCAAAUAAAAACGUCAGUGUCAAAUCACUUUCACAAAGUUGUGUGGCAAACAUUCAGCUCGAGCAUGUCAUCAGUGUUAACCAGUGCACCGAGUGCCCUCUUCUCCUCCUCAUUAUCAUCCCCAGUGGAUAGUAAGUGAAAAAUAACAUGAUCUGAUCACUAUUUCACAUCCUGGCGUGAAGGCCAGGGAGUGGACUUGACCUGCCCGAGCACUAACAUUACAGCGUGAGUUAAUAAAGAGAAUGCAGCAUCAGUUCACUGAAGUCCUGUCAUAAUCCCCUUUUGAAAUAUGUUAAAACCGGGCGUGAGUUUCUAGGCAGUCCGAGACAUUCUUUAUAGCCGCAUAAAAACUUGGAUGUGAACUGAGGGCAUGACAGUCUUCACUCCAGCCACACACAAGGAAGUCGAGCGAGCAGCUUUUCCUCUGUAAUCGAAAAAGACAAGCCUCUACUUUAAUCAAUAUGAGAGCUGCAUCCUACACCCAGAAGAGCCUGCAGGUUAGCGGCUCAAACAGCAGGAUUAGGGUUCAGAGCCCCUCGCCUUCCCGAUGCCGUGGAUCCUCCUAUGACAGCCGUGGCCGCUCCGGUUAUCGUAGCACUGCUGUCGAGUUGGGCACAGAGCUCCACCAGCAACAUGCCAACGAAAAGGAGGAGAUGCAGGAGCUUAACGUCAAGUUCGCAGGUUACAUCGAGAAGGUCCAGGCGCUGGAGCAGAGGAACGCCGCCCUUCAAGCUGAGCUGAGUGCACUGCAGGGCCGUUACAAGGGAGGCCCCACGGGCAUUGGAGAAGAAUACGAGCUCAAGUUUAAGGAGUUGCGGGAGCUGAUUGAGACCCUGACUAAUGAGAAGGGUGCAGCUGACAUCGAGCGAGGCUACAUCGAGGAAGAGGUUGAAGUGUGGAGAUUAAAGCUGGAGGAAGAGCUGGCUCUCAAAGAAGAGGCAGAAAUGAUCCUGAGAGAGUUUCGCCAGGAUGUUGACAACGCUACACUUCAGAAAGCUGAGCUGGAGAAGCGCAUAGAGCAACUGGUGGCCGAGAUAGAGUUCCUCAAGAAGCUGCAUGAUGAAGAGGUGGCCGACAUCAUGAAGCAGAUCGAGGACUCAAAGAUAACAGCAGAGCUGGAUGGCGAUCGGCCCGACCUGGCUGCGUAUCUGCGCAACAUGCGUGCAGAAAUCGAAGCUGUCGCCGCCCGCAAUGUCCAGGAGGCUGAGAAGUGGUACAAGAGCAAGUUCGACACCCUCAAAGAGCACGCCGGCAAACACGAGGAGCAAAUGAAGACCAUGAAAGACGAGAUCGCCACCUUCCACAACCAAGUCACAGACCUGCAGAACCAGAUCGACGGGCUGAGAGCUCGUAACGCAGCCCUGGAGCAGCAGCUGGAGGAUAUGGAGAUAGCCCACAUGGAUAAGGUGGGAACCCUUGAGGGUGUCAUCGCUCAGCUGGAGGCCCAGCUCUGCGAAACCAAACUGGAGAUGACCAAGUAUCUACAAGACUACCAGGAACUGCUGCACAUUAAGCUCAAGCUGGAUGCGGAGAUCGCCACCUAUAGGAAGCUGCUGGAAGGGGAGGAGGUGCGGCUGGGGAUCUCAAAAGAUGCCUAAAAAGUCUGAAGGGUUGGAGACAACAACGGCAACAGGAGAAACAAGCAGAGAAGAGGAGACGAUCAGCUAAUUCUACUCCAGAGACUCGAGGUUCUUCCCCAUCUGUCCUUAAAUUCACCCUCUUUACUCCAAGGGCUGGGUAUUUAACAUUUAAUAUUCGAUAUUCAUGCUGUUGUAGCAUAGUGAUAGAAAACUGUCAUUCUCUAGAGUUUUUAGUAAUAAAAUUCAGAGAGUCUCGUGAGUAAAAGCCUUUCCAAAAAGUUUGAUUCAGUCAGAAAGAAUUUGAUCAGAAUUCUACCCUGGAAAAAAGAUUUGUUGUCAUGUUUCUGCAUGUGAAAGUCGUAGAUCCUCGGUGCCACUCAGUACUCAAAAAGUAAAAAGGUUUUAUACCCAGCCCAUUCCCACAUUUAUUAUCCUACCUGACCCAUUAUCCUUCCAUCUUUGCUCGCAAUGCUUGCUGUCAAAUUCGUCUUUCAUUUCGACAUCAUUUCAAAACAAUCUCCUGCUUCUCCCUUCGCCUUCCUCUAACCAUCUCAACCCUGUCACUCUCUGUCAUCCUCAUUUCCCCUCUGAUCUGGUUUUAUCACAGCCCUCAGGUCUCCUCUGUCAUACCCUUUUUCCUUUUACUCCUUUUCUUACAAAACUCCUUUUGAAGUCACCCUCCCUUUUCCCUGCCAAACCAAAACACACUGUUGUCUUUUAUUUGCCUUUCCAUUUUCUGUGAGACUGCCUCCAAAGAGCCAACUUUAGAAUAUCACCUUCUUUACUAACUGCAAAGACACGUUUUCUUUUUGUUUAAUCAACCCAAAUGAAAGCAGAAAAAUAUCAGGACUGUGACUAGUCUACAUUUCUCUUAAAUUAUCCCGACUGUUACGACAAGAGAGAGAGACAUGUCAUGACAAAUUAAACUAAUGUUGCCCAACUGUAACUUAAUAAAGAUUGAAGUGAGUGCAUACAAAUCAACGCAAUGAUUGUUUUUCUUUCACUUGUGAGUUUCCUGUCGUGUUUUUCUCACUGCUGUACUUUUUUAUCUCUCUGUCGUAUCUCUUUUCCCCUUUCUGCUCCCGGUCCACCUCUUUACUCCCUUUUUAAACUCGUUUUAAUUUACAAAAUCUGCUGAAAACAUUUCUGCCUGAGUCAGACCCAUAAAACGACAAUUAUUUCAGCACUUUGCUUGUUGCUGGAAGAAAUACUCAAUGUGCCACUGAGGAAUAAAAUCGCUCAGCCUCGGGCUUCUGUUCGCUUUGGAAUCGGUAACUCUGCUAAAUCCAUUACUCUUGGUGGCAAAGAGAUCCUAAAAGAGUCACAAACAUGUGUUAGUUACUCCGAAACAUGUCAAGUGUACCUUGUUUAUACUCAUUUCGCCAGGUGGUAAAAAGGGUUUCUUCAUCAAUGGGUUGGAGAGGCAGAUUCAAAGAGUCUCCAAAGCACAGGUGUUCUUUUCAUGUUUUUAAUGAGGCUGGGUCAGAGCAUAACAACGCUGACUGUGAGCUGAGGAAGUUGAAACUCUCCCUCUCUCUACAAAGAGGUCACGACCAACAGUCUGCCGCCAUGCACCUUUCAGAAAAUCCAUAUUUAUGAGCGGCAUGUGAACUUCACCAUUAGCUUGCUUCAGAGGGAGAUGAAAUAGGGUGAUGGGGUACGGGGCUGAUUGCAUGCGGGAUUGUUUGCCAUAAACAAUAAGCCGAAUGACCAAACAGGCUAUUUCUCUUUAACUAUACAGUGAAAUUUAUCACUGCUGUGAGAGGAGAUCGUGACCUUGGCUGUAUAUUCACCUUGUUUUUUUCUUAAAGGGUAGCAUAAAGCUGGGACGUGAUCUUGAGUUUUCCUAUCUGAAGGAGAGUAUUUUUGUUGUUGUAAGUCAUAGCUGAAGAUCCCAACCAUAGACUGUAUAUAGAAUGGACGCCGUCUGCCUCCUCGCUGGGUAGAGCCACCCAGAGAACAGCACCCUCGAGUGACGGGCUGCAGUAUAGGUCAUAGAUCUGUCCUCCUCAGCAAUCCCUAUAGAGCUGUGCACAAACUUUAGAAAUUAAUUACACAGAAUAUAUGUAACGCAGAAAUACCAAGAGCUUUUUAGCUUCAAAUCCGUAUACUAGCGGAAGGCGGAACCAAGUUGUCUGUAGUAUAUAAAGUCUAUGAUCCUACUAUAAUAUUAUCAUGCUACAGCUUCAGUCCGAAAUUGUAUAUAUUUAAUAGAUCAUACAUAUUAUUCAGUAGACAGUUUCCAUAAAAGGUAGGGUUUGACGAUGUGGAGGGAGCUUCUGUAUUAACAUGUCACACAUCUUUAAAAGCCAAUGUCACAACUUAACUAUCGUUGCUAGUCUUGUUACCACUUAUAGUUUCAGUUAGAUUGAGAUUGGCAAUUAUGACAUGCAUUCACCAGCUCUGCUGCUGCUAUUGCCUGGAUUGCAGGACAGGAUCUCAUCCCACUUUCCUAUCAGAGAGAAAAAGGGUCAGGCAGCAGCCCAUGGCCAUAAGAAAUGAAACUGAUGCUUAAGAUCUAAAAACUGCAGUUCCUUAAGUGUCCACUUGAGGCUGACUUCAAAAACACUGAAAGCGAAACACAAAAAAAGGUUAUUUAGAUAUUUAAGUUUUGUAAAAUUAAAGGCACAACUGACUUCACUGACAGGGUGGCACUUUGUAUCUUGUGAUGAGAAGCCCUGCCUCAAGUCCACCUCUUUUUCCUCAUGUUAGAUCGAAAUAAAAGUAAGGUUUGGUCAGAAUGGCCAACAUGGCGACUGCUGUAGAUAUGUAUCAGAUCUCUGCUUCAGAAACCAAUGGGGAUCGUCAUAUAUUAUACAAUCUACAGUCGGGCUCUCGUUCCUCCUCAGGCUGUUCCCACAUCUGUAAUGAGAACCACCUUUUUUUGCCACAGUGUAAUCAGGCAGAAGUGUAAAGUAAUGAGAUCCUCUUCGCUUCCACCCAGACUUGAUCAGUUUUGUUAUCGAGUUUAGACCAAUCGGAAUCAAUGAACACUGCAGGGAAACACCUAAACAUAAUCCCAUGUCAAAAAAUAAAUAUAGAUUUUGAGUGAACUGUUUUGAAUUUCACUCAUGAUGAAUAAUAUGAUGCCAUGGUAACAUCUUUUAGUAAUUAUACCACUCCGGUGCUUAAUUGAUAGCAGAAUGUAUAAUCAACAUUGGGCAUACACACACAUCCCAUAUUACCAGUAGCAGGAGUUAAUUUAUGCAGAUAUUUGUCAUGUAUGAAAAAAACAUUCUGGGCAGCCGCAUAAUCAGAACGAAUAUAUAGAAAAAAACAAGAUUUACUGCAUGAGAGAGUGUUGGUUUGGUAAAUGUAGGCACUGUUUGCAAGUCUUAUUUAAUAAUAACCUUAGUGAACAGAAAAUGAUGAAAUGCAAAACAGCCCAAGGUCAUACAGUACAGCAGAAUAAAAAUGUCCUUAGUGACAAAAUUGCUUAAAAACUCUGAUUCCACUUAAAAAUUUCUGAGGAUUUUUUCUUUUAUUUCCAUUUGAUAGAAAUUAAUGAAUGUGAAAUUUGAAUCAUAUGCAAACGUAAAAUCAAAUUCAGUUAUUUUAAUAUUGGCAGAAAACCUUGAACAUUGUACUGUUAUAUUUGCACAUCUGAUCAACCUGAGUAUUGCGUUCAUUAAACACAACUCUAAGAUUUAAUGUCUACUGUUUCUCUAAUCAUGUCCGCCAUCUUCUCUGUCUUAUUUCAGGAUGCUGACAAGAAUAUCAUCAAGUUGCUGAAGGAGAAAGGCCGACUGGUCAAUGCCAGCAGUUUCAAGCAUAGUUACCCCUUCUGCUGGAGGUGAGAUGUGUGAUCGUUAACAGUUUCUCUUUGUGUCUUUCACUGUUUAACCUAAAAGAAACUCUUGUUGAAUAACCCCACCUGCUGCAGAUCAGGGUUAAAGAUUAUAGAUGCCAGGCCUCAAAAAGUCGUACGUAUUUUCCCCUUCAACACAGGCUGCUUUAUGUGGUGGUAGAAGAAACAUUGCACCACAGAGAGUUCAGUCAAGUGUUUGAAAGCAGAGGUCUGAUGUCCCUCGGUGUUCAUGCCUCCCUGAGGAGUACCAGUGCAGGACAUCAAAUGAAGUGUUUGUGGUCUUUGCACUGAAUCAGCUCAUGAGAACAAUGUCAGCGCACAUACACAUAACCUCUCAAGGUCCCAUAACAUCACAUCCUAACCAACAGACAGUUGAAGACGCGCAGACACCUACUUUAUAAUUCACUCUCUGUCCUGGAGCAGCUGCAGGCUGACUUUGGAUGUAUUAAUUAAGUCGGUAAAAAAGCAGAGAUGUGCUCUUUGAGCCAGGAGAACACAUGGUGGUAGAGAUGAAACAGGCGUAAGCCAUGGUGAGGGCAGACGAGCUUAGGGUGGGCAAAGUAUACUGAGGAAAACCGCUUAACUGUGGUUAGGGUUCAAAGGUAAAAAGUUCAGCAGGAUUCAUGGAUUUCUACAAAUGAGGCCUCCAACCAGUAAAUAAACUCAUGAUUAUAAACGUAAUGAUGAAGUCAGCAGCCAAACAAGCACCUCAGGAGGUUAUGUGGAGCAAAAUAUUAAUGUCAGCAAUUAUAUGAAGAAAUGUGGUCAGUGUAUGUUUAUACCAUAUUUACCACAUUUGUCCAACAUGUUUGACAUCUUAAACCAGAUGUCUGCAGAAAUGAUGAUACAGGGAAGGACAGUUUGUGUUAAUUUUAGGGCCACUCUCAAUUGUAGCCCUCAGGUUUUGCGCGUUCACGUCAAGUGAAGGGGUGUCCCAAUUCUCUGUAAGGUUAAGGGUAAGGGGUACACAGACCUUGAAACGAAAUACUAACCAGGACUUCACUUGAUAGCAAGCAGGAAGAUUUUGAUAGUGAUGGCACUUAUAUUAGCUAUGCUUUGAAUGGGUUGCGUUUUAAAAUCGCACGUUUUGACGAGCCAACUAACAAAGCUAUAGCUAUUGAUAUAUAUAUUGAUAGGCAUGACGACGUAGCGAGAAUCGACGGGCGUCUCGCUUCUUAGGGGCAUGUUUUCACCCCUUCCCCUUGGCCCUCAAAACAAAGGGCCGGGUAGAAGUGGUAGACAAAGGGGUAAGACAAAGGCAAAGGGGAAGGAGCGACAUUUGGGAUUGGCCCUUAAUACAAGGGUUUUACAGUUAUUAAGCAAUCACUCUUAAUGGUUUGCACUAAUUUUAUGGCAGUAUAUGUAAAGAUGUUUUAUGAUUAUUGGAACACAGUUUUUAUGGAAGUUUAUCCAAUAGUUUGGGAGUAUUUUAGUUGGAAACCAUCGAUGUAGAUGAACAGAGAAACAGUGCCCCUCCCUAGUCUUUAAAUUGAAAGUAAAACCUUUAAAAAUAAAUCAUAAUUUUGCUCUUUAAAACAUUUCAUUUAAAUGUGUAUUGAUGUUUCAUGUUGUGUGCAAAUGUAUUUCUAGGUCAGACACGCCCCUCAUCUACAAAGCCGUCCCAAGCUGGUUUGUUCGUGUGGAGCACAUGGUGGAGAAGCUUCUGGACAACAAUGGAAAAUGCUACUGGUAAGAUUUAAAACAAGUGCUGCUUCGCUUAGUCUUCGCUCGGUGGGAGUGACAUGGUGGUCAUCUCACCAAACAAGUAGCUUUAAAUUACCCUCUAGGCACGAGCAGUAGCGGUGGCUGUCCCAGAACGAUUACUGCCGCCACUCUGCAGAACCACAUCAGGUGACUCAUUCUGGCUGUGGGCUUGUCCCUGCAGGAAAGCAAUGUAUCAAUGAGCACAUUAGGAGAAAUGGGCUUUAAAAAUGUAAGUUGUUGCAAGAAUUUUCCUAAUUUUUCAUUAAAUGGGGUCAAAAUCCUCAUCAAAGCAUUUUACUACGAUGCACGCGGGUACAUUAGCAUGAUGCUAAUUGUACCGGCAGAAUGUGGAGGAAAAAUUCCGCGUCAGCAUGAUGGCUUUGCUAAGUGGUAUUACCCCUGGUGCUCCCAGUGCUCUUUUCUGAGCCACAGUAGCUGCCUCUGGUAAUGGGACUGUCAAACUGAGAUGAAUUACUAGCCGCUAGGAGGGUGAGGACGCAUAGACACACAUGUUCAAACCCCACCUGCAGGAACACACACACACACACUGCUUUAAAGGUUGUAUUACUUAUCUGAGGGGUACUAUUAAAGCAUGUUAUACAGCAUUUUAGUGCAAGAAUGUUUGUUGAAGUUCCCUACAGUGUGUCAUUGCAUUAUUAUGGGUAGAAAACGGGCCUCAGUUUAUUUUUAGCUCUUUUAUGAUUUUAUAGCAGUUUAUGAACCUGUUACUUUGCCUUUUCAGGUCCUUUCAGUUCCAUAUACAGUGCCCAUUGUAAGUCAGUACACCCCCUAUUAAAAGUAAUGUAUUACCCAAUAUCUAGAUGAGCAAAAGUACGAUUUGACACGUUUGACAAAGCUGAGUUUAACAUAACAUUUUAUUUACCAUAAGAUGAAAAUAAUAGUGAUAUGGUGACUAAAAUUUAGCUUUGCUCCCAGAACUUUGAUCGGGGGUGUACUCAUUUUUGCUGAGCACUGUAUAAAGGUUUAAAAAAGAAAAACUAAAAAUUAGGGGAUCUCUUUUUCACUUUAUACUUAAAAAUUACUUCAGUAUCAAAACAUAUUGAUUUCCUGUCGACCUAUAAAUAGGGCUGGGUGAUAUGGCCUCAAAUCAAUACCAGGAUAACGAUAAAUGGACCAUAACUACUCCACAAGCUGCUCACCCCCUCCCACAUUAACUCCAUCUACUUCUGCCGCCACUCCAGCUGCAACAACUUUUGAACCGUCCUCCUUCUCCUGGAUGGGGUGGAGUCACGUCUCAGACAUAGGACAGCGUCUUAAAGGGACAUAGCCUACAUACACACAUCCAAAACCAACUUUUAUUUAUUUACUUUUUCGACACAGAAUUUAUUGACAUGUGCAAAAUAACGUUGGUUAUUGUCAUAAAUUUCUGUAUCGGUAAAUUUUCGGUUUAUCGCCCAGCCCUACCUAUAAAUCCAUUUAAGGCGUUUGUGGUUGGUUAAACAGUUAUGGUGACCACAUUUGCAUAAACUCUUCUUCUCCUUCUCCAUCUGUUUUAUUUAAGGAAUCACACAUAUGUCUGUAUCUCCUCUCUGUGCCUGUGUUGCUGAGAAGUGAGGGUGAUGAUCCUGAGCAGCUUUCUAAUUAAGUUUAUUCUCCAACCUAAUUAUUUAAUUUAUUUUCAAAGUAUUUUUUUUCUCUCAUUUUGAUUAGACUUUCACAUUUGAGUCGUGGUCCCAGGAAGAUUGUCUGUCUGCCAGUGAGAGUUGCCAGCUCAUCAGCAACUUAAAAAAAAAGACUCAAAUCCUUGCAGGGUUCAGUACCUCUAUAUAUCUGUCCAUGUUAGCUGAUGAGAGACUUAAGAGAAUCCUUCAGAAAGCAAAGUGCUGGUUACCAUAUUCUCAAAGUGAUUUGCUCAUUUUAUCUCUCUUUACUCUCAGGGUGCAGUGGGUAGACUCCGGCUGAGUAUCUGUUGAGAGAGUUCAGACUGAUUUCUCCAGAUGUCUGUCUGCUUGAAUAAAUUAAGGACGAAAUUAAUGAGCGUUCUCAAGGGGAGAAGGUUUUUUAAGCCCAAAGUGCAGCAGGCUUGGUCACUGGUGCAUGAAGUUUCACUUUUUGGUUGAAAGUGAGGAGGAAAUGUGGAGUUGAUAGAUUGGUCCUGAAAUGGCUCAGGGGCUGGAUGAGGCAAGAAUCUGGUAUUUUUUACUCCCCCUAAUUUGACUUCAUUAUUUUGUCCUUUAGUCAUUGCCAGGUCAUUAUUGGACCUUGAUUUCAGUCUUUUAAUUUCAAACUCAGUUUUAAGCUGAUGGUCGUAGAUAUAAAGAGCAGUAGCUAGAUGAAAUUAGUUCCUUAACAUGCCUGACAAACUGUUUCUAGCUUUCUUUUUUAAAUAUUUCAAGCUGGGUAAUUUUUAGAGUGGUCCUUAAAUAUUCACUCAGUAGCUGUGAACAUAAAAGUGCUAAAUGGCGGGGGAUAAAAUAGUGUCUCUCAGGCUUGCUUAACGGUUUAUGAUCCAUUUUAAAGGAAAUAAAGAAGGUUAUAGUUAAAUAAAGUUAACCUUAUUACGUUAGGUUAAAUAUUGUACACGCUCUCUUUACAAACUAAUGAGACAGUCAGGUUUACCUUCCUCACAAAUGUACGAACAGAUAAAAACAAACCGUGUUUAUAGUGGACACUUUAUCUGACAUCCUGGUUCCAUAAAAAGAAGAUUGAGAACAACAAGAAAUGAAAUUAAGGAUGUCAUUUCACUGUUUCUUCAUUUUCCCAUCUUUCCAUUUCCUCUACUUUUUUUCCUCCUAUUACACACACGCUCAGUAGGUCCCCUCCCUGACCACAACCUUUGUCUCUCCAUCUCCCUUUUAUAUCGGUCCCCAGCGUCUCUUGACUUUUAAUAGAAGCGUGUACAUAUUAAAGGCUCCACUCUGCGUCCUGAGCACAAGAUAGCACACUUUAAAGUCUACAUUUAGCAAGAAGCAGGAGAAGGGAGGGUGAUGGUGGAGGAGUGUUUGGGGGGAGGUGGCGAAAAAAAAAAUCAUUAAAUUGAUAUAUUAGGGGCCUAAAUAGAAAUGCCUCCUACAAAUGGGAAUUGAUGAACUCGUUGCUUAGCGCGUGGAUCCUGAAGACGAUUUAUACCCCUCCCUGCAAUGUUCUCCUGAGCAACACGGCCAGGCACAGCAAGAGAGAGGAGGACAGGGGAAAAAAUGAGAGGAAGAGGAAGUGAUCACGAGAUAGUGGAUAAGAGCUGGAGAUCAGUCGAGGCAAAAUAGAAAGAGAGGAGACAAGAAAAGGAGGUGCAAAGGAGGAAGAUGCCCUAAAGUGAAUGUUAACCUUUGCAGUAGAGCAGCAUGAGGAAAAAGGUGCAGUUUGUUUUUGGGUCUGCAUGAAGCGAAGCCAGCUCAGGAAGUGAACAGUUACAGUGUAAUUCACAAUAUAUUGUUGAAACAUGUCUUUACAUUAAACUAAUAUGGUAUCUUAGUAUUAUAUCCUUGUAUCGGUAAAAUCGAUUUAUUACAUUUACAAAGGAUGUUAGAUCGAUGUCGUCUGGAAGGCCAACUUGCUGAGCACAGAUCGAUGUACUUGGACCAUAGGAAUAUAAAUCGAUGAAUCGUUACUCCCCUAAAUAAAACUUUAUUUUUAUGUAAGUCGGGGUAAAACUUGGACUUGAACACUACAAAGUAGGGCUGAGCAACAUGGCCUCAAAUCAAUAUCACGAUAUAUUGAGCAGUUCACCUCGAUAACGAUAAAUGGAUGAUUAUUACUCCACAAGCUGCUCACCCCCUCCUACAUUUUACACCGUCCUCCAUCUUCUCACCUGUCUUUCCCUCUUUUUUACGGACUGGAUGAGGUGGAGUCACGUCUCUGAUGUAGGACAGUGUCUUAAAGGGACAUGAGACCAUAGCCUACCUACACACAUCCAAAACCAACUUUGAUUUAUUUAUUUUUUUGACAACAAAUAUACUGUUAUGUGCAAAAUGAUGUCGGUUAUUGUCUUAAAUUUUUGUAUCAGUAAAUUUUCGGUUUAUCGCUCAGCCCUACACUAAAAUAGUCUGAGCUAAAAUAAUCAGAUAAUUUUAACAUGGUAAACUUUGUGUCUCAUAUUCUGGACCAGGUAGUUGUAAUUCAGGAAAAAGGAAAUACAACUUGACAGUGCUGUAAGGAGCUGAUGGUAUAUGGUAGAAUAAUAAGGAUUUAAUGGAGGAUAUUGUUCCUCCUAAUCUAGAAGUAUUUUAUUUAAUUCCAUAUGACAGGAAAAAAAAUCUGAACAAACUGAAUCAGUGAAUGUGAAACCCACUCUUUACUUCUCAUAUGCACAUCUGUGACCAGAACACUCAUCGCCUCUCUCUCUCUGCAGGGUGCCCGAGUUUGUCCGUGAGAAACGUUUCGGGAACUGGCUGAGAGACGCACGAGACUGGGCGGUCUCCAGGAACCGUUACUGGGGCACACCGAUCCCGCUCUGGGUCAGCGACGACUUCGAGGAGGUCAGGAAAACAUGACACACAACAACAACAACAGUCUUGUUAUGCUUUAACAGGGUAGUUAAUGCUUCGUGUGCGUCUUUAUACUCAGCUGAGAUUACACAAUUUGUCUGUGUCACGACCAAAUACCAAGACAGUUACUCUUUUCUUCAGCGUUGGCAGCCCUCACAAAUCAAUCUGGGCUGAGCAUGAGAGGGCAUAAUUGAAAAGUUGAACUCUCCAUAACUCUCACUUUUAUUUACCAUAAAAAUGAAUUUAGAAAAAAAAGUCUUGUGUCUCUCUAAAGGAAGAUUAGUCUGCUGUGAGGGCUGAAGAGUUUCAUAAAUUGGCAGGGUGAAAUUUUCUCUCGCUGACCUCGUUUUGACUCUAAUAUAAUUUAGCAUAUCUGGCCCUUCUUUUGUGCGUGUGCGGGCUUGUGUAGGAGAGAGACUCUCUGGCAUGGCAGAGUGAUGUGACCGCAGAGUCAAACGAGAGAGUUGCGUGACUCCUUACUGCAGUGGAAGUCAGCUCCCCUCUGGCACAAUUACCAAGUGCCUCCGUAAACUCGGCACAUGAAUGAUUCAUUAAUGUAAACAGCAAAUAAAACACACACCGAAAUUUGUGUUUGGUUUCUCUUCAUGCCAGUUAAGGCAACUUCAAAAGGUCCUGAAGACAAACAGCUAACAGGGGGUGAAACGGAGGAAGACACGGAAAAUAAGAGGCAGAAGAGGAAAGGAAUAAAUUAGCUUGAGACGGAAAUGAAGAAGGGCGACACGUGAGAAGGAGGGAAACGAGAGAUGAAAAAAGGAAGGGGAGGAAAUAUAAGAGGAAAGGGACGGCGGCGAAAGAAGACAAAUAGUAAAUUUUUGUCUGUGUGUUGAUGUUCAUUUCCCAAAAAAAUAACAAGCCGAGGAUGGGAAGAAGACUGAACUGAAUAGACGUGUCAGAAUUAGGUUGUUGGAGCGUUUGAAAAAUGAAGCGGCGGUCCCCUGGCUGAAAGAGGGACAGCCAGCGACCUGCUUGCUGGAAAUAGCUUUGUGACUGUUUCCAGAGCACUUGCGCUCCCUGGUGCCUCCCCCACACAUCCCGCGGUGCCUGAUUCUCACACACACUCUCAAAACUAAAAAGCCAGGAGCAUGUGUGUUGAAUAUCUGUCGCCGUAAAGCUUUUACCUUUUUAGUAUCGCUUCUAUAUGUUGUACCUCUGUCCUCGUCCUUUUUUAGAUGCGUCUCUUUCGCGUCUUCAUCCAACCAUGAUGUAUCAGGCUCUAUCUGGGCCAUGUUACCUGGUGCUGUAGGAGAACUGGAGCAAAGCCUGCAGGUUAACUCUCUGAGGAGCCCAGAUAACACACUUUACAAUACUUUUUAGGGUGAACUUCUUCAGGAAGUAUGUUGAAACAGGCCUGGCAUCACAAGUUGUGUUGUAUCAACAUGAUUAUUGCAAUAAAAAUCAGGAUAACACCUUUGAAUUAGGAGGAAUUUACAACCACUAACUUCAAACCAGGCUAAGAUCAUUGGAUUUAAAGCUCCUGAACGAUGUCUUUCACUCGUAUUAGAGCAGACUAAAGUUCAUACUGAUGCCUCUUUAUCUUCUGCUGUUGGAAAUGAGAACAUAAAUGUAGAAGCUGACUAUCUCUACUUAUAGUAAAUCUUCAUGUCUGAUUUGGCUGCUGGGGGUAUGAGUCAGACCAAGUGGUUCACUGCUCAAACAGACUUCAUUUGACGUUUUCCUCAGCAAUGGUGCUGAAAGAGUGAUACAUUUGACGAUUAAAAGAAAGCCAGAUAAGGUUUUAGUCAAAACCAGUAUUUACGGCAUCAAAUCACCAAAGAGUCAUGACUAUACUUUGUCCACAGAGGGCGCCAAAUUUAACAUGAGCCUGAAGCCUUUUGCCGAAGCUUUGAAUUAUGUAAGGUUAAAGUUUCUGUAGGGAACCUUUAACUAUAUUUUAAAAAGUAUCUUGCUUCUCCUGAUAUAUCAGUGUCACCUGCAACAACAAAUGAGCCCAUGAAGAGGGAAGAUAAGAUAUUUCUAAAUAGUGUAACUCCUACUUUCAAAAUUCGUCAGUCGGGACUUCCCACUGACAAAAUGAUUUAUUGGACUUAGACAAGGACAUGAGAGGAGCAGUGAAUUGUUGCUAAGCUAGAUAGUAAAAAACAGAGCAAAAACAAAAAGCUACACAUGGCCGAUGAUGGGACGGGGUCCUCAAAAAGAAAACGAAGUAGAACAGAGGAACAAAAAAAGUGAAAAGGUAACGUGAUCGAGUGAGGGCAAAAACCAGGAUAAACAUUGGUAAUUCCUGCACGAGGUGGAGAGAGUUAUGGGGCUUGAAGGGAUACAAGUUGGAUCCUGAAUUUGCCCAAUUCCUCUUUGACAGAUAACGUAAGUUGCGCCAAGGAAAGCUGACAACUUUAUAUACUAAUCUACAGCCGAGUUAUCUAAUUCAUUUGUUGUAGGUUUACUGUUGCGAAUGGAAUGUAACUGUUAAAAAUAGGCUAAAAAUACAAGUCACCAUUAUACAACAUUACUUUGUUUCACCGGUGGCAUAUUAUACAAAUACAAAUACAUUACCCCAUCACUACAUAUCCUGCAGAUAACAAUAAAACCCCCCCAAAAAAUUUUAAGUACUUCUGAAACAACUAAACGCAAGACCAAAGACCUUGUGUCUUCAUGACAGUAGAGCUCAUGGGAAAUGCAGUCAUCAUUCCGGCAGAACACUAUGCCUUUCGUCCAUAGUGACCACCAAACGCAACAGAAAAUGAAAACUCUAUUCGGCAGCUUUUAAAAAAGAGGGGAUCCCAGAAUGAAAACUUUAUAAAACCUUGUAUGUUUAGAAAAAUAUGAAGCUUCUUUGCUUAGCUGACUAUUGGAAAAAGCUGGUGCCAAGUGAUGAUUUUAAGUUAUUUGUCUGCUCAGUUAGUAGUCAAAUGACUAAAAAGAAACAAAAUACAGAGGAAAAGCAGAGAAGAGCACUAAAUCCUAUUUUUGGUGAAGCUGAGCAAAUGUUGUUUUUGUGUGUGCUUCCUCCUCCAGGUGGUGUGUGUCGGCUCCAUGGCUGAACUCGAGGAGCUGUCCGGAGUCAAAGUAACUGAUCUGCAUCGUGAGAGGUGAGCCACUGAUCCACCGCCAAGAUUAUCAGCCAACAACCUGAACAUGAACUCAGCAGAGUGUGUCCGCUGCGAUAGAGUGUUACCGUCGAAUUUACACUCUUUUGAUGUGGAUGCUGCUUCUUCUUUUUUUUUUUUUUUUUGGGCCAUAUAUCACCUGCCCUCUGCCUCGUGAAUGUGACCGACCUGAACCAGACAGGUUGUUGAACAGGAAUCACUUCACUCUUGCGCUCUUCAUCAGCUCAUUAGCGUUAAUCACUUUCCUGGGUUGGGCCCUCUUAAAUGGACGAGGGGAAAAGGUUGUCUCUGCUCUGUUCCAGGAAAAGAUGGUGUUUGAAUCUCUAACCGCUUCAUAAACUGUUGUCACUAUGCAUUGCAUUACUAUGGCUCCCAGAGAUAAUCAUUUUGCCUAUAUUGUCAGAAAAAUAAUGUUUUAUAAAAAUCUCAUGCAUAACUCAAAGCAGAAAAAAACAUAUUAAACUACUAGAAAUGUGCUCAGCAGUGCACUUCUCUUUUUAGAAAAAUCCUCUCUUUCCUCGAUAGGCCCAGAAGCAGAGCUCUUAGGAGCAGCAGAGUGCUGCAGCAGAGCAGCUUUAGUGGCUGACAACAGAUUUUUAAAGGUGUAAUCUGUAGUUUAUGUGCCGGAGUGCUAAUAGCUCUAAAAAUAUGAAGCAGGUUGCGACCGGAAGGGAAGAGGCGGUAAAUUUCACUCAUACAGCUUUAUAUGAAUUUAUCACCUUUAUGUUUUUUUUUUGGUUUGUUUCUUAAAAUAGCACCAAGAAAGCAUAUAUAAGCAUGUAAUCCAGAUUUAGUGAGCAUUUUACACAGGCUGACAGUUCGUUACGACUACAUAACACAGGUUCAUUUUCUUGUCCGGGUUUUGUUUUUCCUCCACUGGAGUUACUUCAAUGAAAAAAACAAAAAGCAAUUUUGUUCCAGGGCUGAAUCUCAGUGUGUCGGUAUAUGAAGUAAAUUAAUCUUUAUAUCCUUGAAGCAUAAAGCAAUAACCAACCCUAUUCUGGUGGGUGUCAGCACAACACGAGCACGGCUGUUCUUUUCAAAACCUCGUUCACAGCGGUGAGAUGUUAUAAAACUGCUGGUUUGGGCUGCGGCCAAAAAGCAUAUAGAAGUCGAAAAAUCCCUGCAGCGGUGAUAAAACCUAAAGUUAAACAGAAGUGGUCAAAUUGUUAUUGCUGCCUUAUGUCUCAACUGUUUUCCUGUUAACUUUUUCUCGACCCAGCAUCGACAACCUGACCAUCCCAUCGCGGCGCGGUAAGGGCGUGCUGCGGCGGGUCACGGAGGUGUUCGACUGCUGGUUCGAGAGCGGCAGCAUGCCGUACGCCCAGGUCCACUACCCCUUUGAAAACAGGAAGGAAUUUGAGGACACCUUCCCUGCAGACUUCAUCGCUGAAGGCAUCGACCAGACGAGAGGAUGGUGAGCUGCGGAUGAAUGAUGAGAGGCUGACAGAUGAGAGAGAAAGUCAUCAUGACCUUCCCUUUCCAGUUUGAAUGACAGGAACAAAUAUGCACGACUUGACGGGCAGAUGAGUGUGUUUUUAUUUGCCCUUUUUUUUGUUGUUGUGCUUUUACUUCAUCCUACGUCAGCGAGUGACUAAACCGAGUGUUUCAGUCCAACUUGUUACCCUGACCUUUAUUUUUUGCGUGUGUCCUGCUGUAGGUUCUACACCCUGCUGGUGCUCUCCACAGCUCUGUUUGGCAAACCUCCCUUCAAAAAUGUCAUUGUUAACGGACUCGUACUCGCCAGGUGAGACCGCUGACUUUGCAGCGAAACUCCUCUUCUUCAUCUUUGUUUAAUUUGCAAAUAAAAGCCACUUUCUUUAAAGAUUAAGGCUAACAGUAAGUCUCCCCAAAUACUUUUAAAUCCCCACUCUCUCCGCCUGUUGCACUCAGCCCCAGGCCCAUAAAGCUGAUCUUUACUGGGCUCGGAUGCAGGAUCAAUUUGGGGGGAUUUUUAACUGCAAGAAAAAAACGGAUAUUGCCAACCUUAACCUGUCAGUCAGUUUCAAACGUUUUCCGAUUUUCUGUAGACCUCAUUUCCUCUUGUCUCUACAGAUUUCCCUUCAUUUUCAAAUUUUGUUUCUCCCUCUUCACCAGCUCUUUCAUUUAUGAUCUUUUCUCUCCAGCUUUUAAUGAUCAGUGUGCUGUAUGGACUGUAACAUUUAGCCCUCAGCGCUGCUCCACAAUAGGGCCACUUGUCUUCAGCCCCAGGGUCUAAAAGCAGCACUAUGCUCACAGGCCUACUGACCCGAACGGACUUGACUAAUUUGAAUACCAAGUGCUUGGUUUCUAACAUGCACUUUUGUGUUGUAAUGUGUGUGUAUGUGCAUUAAUGCCUCUGCCUGUCUCACUCCCGCAGCGAUGGACAGAAGAUGAGCAAGCGCAAGAAGAACUACCCGGAUCCAGGACUCAUAGUGCAGAACUAUGGCGCUGAUGCCCUCAGGUCAGCUUUGCGCUUGAAUGUGAACCAGCGUGUGUGUUUCUGAAGCAUGAACGUGUGUGUGUUUGUGUGUGUGCCGGUGGCAUGGAUCCGUGUGGUAACCCACCUUAUGUUAUUAGCAAGGAAGCAAUUUUAAAAGGUUUGAAUCGCUAUCCACGCUUAGCUAGGCAGCUCUUUUGUCCUACAUAGAGUGCACACACACAGUCACGCAUACUGUACAUACACAUGCAUUCACACCCCCACCCCUCUUACAUUCACUUCUUUGCCCUGAGCAGUGACAGUGCUCUGGCCAUAUGGUGUGAUGAAUAAAGCACUAUGCAGUUUCCCCAUAUGCUCACUAUAUAGACUGAUGAAGAGUGUGCUGCAGAGAUAAAGAGAAGGGAGACAUCUUGUUUUCCUUUAAAGCUUUGAUUCACUAUAGAGGAUGAGUCUCUUUUGUGUGUUCAAACUUUACUAACAGUGUCGCUGUUGCUGAACAGAGAGUUCUGUUUCUAUUUUGACUCCCAGUGCUCUCAUACGGAUUAAGUAACAACCCUCUGACAUCAUGUUGGCUCAUUUCAAGGUGCCAAAAACUAUUUGACUAACUGACGGGUGUGUGUAUUGUACAUUUUGUUAAAAAAUGUAUUUUAAGAGUCCCCGCUAUUAGAAACACUGUUGGUCUGUUGCAUGAAGUUGCAUCACGUAAGCCUGCUCCCCAAAUCAUCAUCAAACCCUUUAUAAAGAUGUCUGCACUCAGUAAUCUGUCGCCUGCCACUGGCUAUUAUAUCAUGGCUUGUUCAGAUUUUCAGUCUGUCACAUCGACAGUGAUUUUGUUCGGAUUUAAUAAAGAAGGAAAAAUUCUACUGACUCCAAUUUGUACUUCGAUGCUGGUAGUUAAAGAAACAGUUUGCUGAUCAUAAUGUAGGUGGACAUUAGGCUAAUUGGUAAACCUUAUUCAAUCCAAAUACAUUUGACAUCUGUGUAGCCUUGCAUUAGGAAACUGUGCUUGUUUCACAGUUUGCCUUUGAGGCUGUCGGAUAAGUGUCCUGUAUUAUGGAAUAGCACUUGACACUUGAGGGGCUGCAGGCCAAGCUCUCUCGCUCUGUGGCCAAAAGAAAAACUGAAUGUUAGAUAGAUGUAGAGAGAGAGACAGAAGUUUAGUUUGACACCACAUUGCAACAGUUGAGCAGUUAUUAUGGUUCCCUGGCGGAGAUAAGGAAAUCGUUUUUAACAGGGAUAAAAUGAGCAAAAACUACAAAUGUAAAAAAAAAAAGGAUUGGAGUUAGCUUCAUUUCUGCAUCUGAAUCGGUUUUGGUCCUCACUGUCCACAUAUUCCCCUCUUAUUCCUGCUGAUGAGACUAUUGUAGAUAAACAGCAAAUGUGGCAAUUGUAUUGUUAAAUAGGGCUGAACGGUUUUGGAAAAUAAUCUAAUUGUGAUUUUUUUCCUCAAUAUUGCGAUUUAAUAUGCUGUUAUUUUUUCAAGGUCCUCUUCUAAUGUAUUUUUCAACAAACAAAAACAAUAAAUCAAUUUGUAUUAUAGUAAACAAUAUGAGAUUGAUAUCAGAUUUAUUAAACAUGAAUCGUUCUUUCUGGCAAAUAUCAUUUUACACACACAGGCUGUGUUUUAUUGUAUCAAGGUGCAAUUGCAAAUGCUAUUAAUCAUUCAGCCCUACUGUUAAAUUAUAAAAAUUUAUAACUCAGUUUUAUUCAGAGCCAUAGUAUCAAAAGUAACAUAUAUCCAUCCUCCUAAAUGUGUUUUAAACUCUGUUGUUUCGGUUUCUUGUACUCUCCUGUACGCUGCACUGAGAGUCACUUUAGAGUAUGUAUUUGUAACUGGGGCAUCACUGCACAGAUCUGCAGAGCUGGUUCUGACUACUGUUUUGUUUUUGAAUCCGUCUUAAACACCAACACAUACUUGGUUUGACUCGACCUACUUACACAAACAGUAAACAGCUUCCCUCUCAUAUCUAUGAACAGAUUUUAGUCGUUACCUGUUCACCCACUUCACGCUCCGAAUCACUUUUUAUGCAUUCUACCGAACUCACUGGCUCCUCUCUCUCCUUUCUGUGCAGACUCUACCUCAUCAACUCUCCUGUGGUGAGAGCAGAGAACCUGCGUUUUAAAGAGGAGGGGGUGCGAGACGUGUUGAAGGAUGUCUUCCUGCCGUGGUAUAACGCGUACCGCUUCCUGGUGCAGAAUGUUCAAAGGUUACAGAAGGUACGUGUGUAAUGAACAGAAUAAAAGGUCAUUAUUGCAGCACUUACACAACGUUCCUUUAGUUUUUUCUACUUCUACAAACCACAGCACCGCUGUAUAGCAGUGUAGAAAUUUCUAAGCAAUUAUUGGAAGGCACGAAACAGUUGUUACCACACAUGCCCUAAUACAUUUCCCUCAUGCCUCCAUGUUUAUUGUUGGCUGGAGGACUUGAGUUUAAUUAAAACAAAAAAAGGAGCACAAAGCAUUUUUUUACACCAUUAUAUCUGCUUUGCUUGUGAAAAAUGAUCCAAUUUCACUGGUCUUGAAAUGCAUGUAGUUCCUGUUUUGUUUUUUCCUCACUUCACCCCAACAACCAUCAAAAAGACACUGUGAGCCCAUGUGAAAAGUAUCUGGUAAGGAUGGGAAUCACCAGUGGCCCCUCGAUACGAUAUUAGUACCUAGGCCACAAUACGAUAUUAUGACGAUACUUGGGCCACGAUACAGUAUUAUCAUGGUACUUGGGCCAUGAUACGAUGAUAUGACGAUACUUAGGCCAUGAUACGUUAUUAUCACGAUACUUGGGCCACGAUACAAUAUUAUCACAAUACUUAGGCCAUGAUAUAAUGAUAUCACGAUAUUUGGGCCACAAUACAAUAUUAUCAUGAUACUUGGGCCAUGAUAUGAUGAUAUCACGAUUCUUGGGCCAUGAUACGUUAUUGUCACGAUACCUGGGCCAUGAUACAAUAUUAUCACGAUACUUGGACCACGAUACGGUGAUAUCAAGAUACUUGGGCCACGAUACAAUAUUAUCACGAUACUUGGGCCGUGAUACGAUACUAUCACGAUAUUUGGGCCAUGAUACAAUAUUAUUGCGAUUUUUAACAUUUUGCAAUACAGUGAGUAUUGCGAUACAAUAUACUAGCUAAUUUAGUAUUUGGCUUUUCUUUGUCUUAUUUAUGCUGUAUUUCAUCUUCCUGUAGCACAUUUUGCAAACCUCAUAUACUGUGCAUUUGUUGUACUAACUUUCUCCUGCUCCAUCAGUUAAUUUGAAAAAUUGAUACUUGGUAAAUGAGACGAUACAAUAUAUCACCAAACAAAAUAUGACAAUAUGAUGCUGUAUCUGUUUUUUCUCCCACCCCAACUAACUGGGUUCACCUUUUAAAUAACUUUUUAAAUCACUUUUUCCCACUCAAAAGCAACAUUUAUUAGCCCACUCCUUGUCAUUUUCUGUAUUUUUAUUUCAUUUUAUUCUUUACUGUUUUUACUUUUAUCUUGCUGUUUCAUGCUGCUGUUGUUUUAUUUUUUAUUAUUUUUAUGAAGUGACCUUGAGUGCUCAGAAAGGCGCUUUUAAAUAAAAUGUAUUAUCAUAAAAAUAAUAGAAAUAAACACGUUAAAACAUGUUUAUUUGAAAAUGUUCCUGACAUCUAUUACACCUUCCAGGUAGCAGAAAAAGCUGCAGGUUUCCCGUGGCAUGAGUGUCUAAACUGCUGCAGAAGUAGCUGUUCCAGCCUGUAGAUGGCUCACAUCAGCAGUACUGAGCUUUCUCUGACCUUUUUUCUUGCUGCUUCACAACAGCAUCCCUCUUCUGCUUAUCAAAUCAAAUUGUUAGAGGACUUAAAAGAAACUCAAAUUGAUGCGUUCAUAACUUCACUUUGUGUGUGUUCUUGUAUGUUUUAUAUGUUAGGAGGAGGACACUCAAUUCCUGUACAAUGAAAACACAGCAAAGCAGAGUGACAACAUCAUGGACAAAUGGAUCCAGUCCUUCACACAGUCCCUCAUCCAGUUCUUCAAGGCUGAGAUGGAUGGUGAGGCACACAGACACUUUUCAAACUGAAUUUUAUCUGACUGAUAAGUUAAAAACUGCCUCUUAGCUCUUUAAUCCAUCAAAUCUGCAGUUCUUCUAUUCAACAUGAGUAAAGUGAAGUUUCCUCUCACAGGUUAUCGCCUGUACACGGUCGUGCCUCGCUUGGUCAAGUUUGUGGACAUGCUCACCAACUGGUAUGUCAGGACCAACAGACGCCGUCUGAAGGUGAGAUAACAAAUCUGAAUCAGUCAAGUCUUUGUGACAAAGGGUCCAAACCUCGAGAUCUGAUGAGUCAUAUAUGUAAUCGUAUACAUGAAGCGAAGACAACGCUCUUCACUUUUUAGGCCCUGUAUGUUUUCUGAUCGUAAGUGACUAAUUAGCGUAAUGAAAACAUUUUAGUCUCUCCUCAGAGCUAUCAGUUUGUGUAUCCCCCUCCUUGUCAACAUUUGGUUGUCAUGGAUUUGGUGAUAAAUACUCUGAUGUCUGCCGGGGCACUUUUAUCUUUUCACUGUUGCGAGGGGACUGACUGUAUUGAUGCAUGUGUGAACUUUUCAGGGAGAGAGUGGCACUGAGGACUGCCUGUGGGCGCUGGAAACCCUCUUCAGUGUUCUGUUUUCCAUGUGCAGGCUGAUGGUGAGUCAUACUGUUUCUGUGUGUGUAUGUGUGUGUGUGUGAGAGAGAGAGAGAAGUGAGAUUGUAUGGGGAGAAAUUCUUGUGGUGAGGUUUUGAUUUUGUAAAUGCAAAUAACAAAGAAAUAACGCCGGUAUGGAAGAGGUGAGAGUGUGUUUGUGUGUGUGUCUGUGUGUGUGUGUGUGUGUGUGCACACAUGGCUAUGAAUAAUGCAUAAGCAGUAGGAGUUUUUAUUUAUAACACAUUGAAGAUGUUUGCAUGUGAGGCGAGAGGCACGCUAAGAGCCAGUUAUCCUAACCCAGAUCAAUACAGAUCAGCUGUGAACCAUACAAAUUAAUUAGCCGAGGUUGAAAUGGAUGAGAAUCACAUUAGAAGUAACCUCUUUCUGGCACAAUCCAGUUUGAACUUUUGCACCAUCCGAGUGAGGGGAAGAAAAAAAAACAGCUGCAGUGAAAAAAUGUGUUUUGUAUGCUGAUUUUAUUUCUGCCUCUGACUUUUAGACCUCUUUGUCAGAAAAUGUAAAUGAACCAACAGCACAGAGUAUCGAAGAAGAAUCUCCUGCUCUUCGUUUCUCUUUCAUGUGGACUUGCUCUCUUUCCUCCUCUCCCCCCUCCAGGCUCCCUUCACACCUUUCAUUACAGAGAUGAUGUACCAAAAUCUGCGUCAUCUCAUCGACCCCGCCUCUGUGGAGGAGAAGGACAGCAGCAGCAUCCACUAUCUCAUGCUGCCACAUAUCAGGUUGGUUGAAAAAAAUUACUUGGAUUGAGCUAGGGCUGGGCGAUAAACCGAAAAUUUACAGAUACUGAAAUUUACGUCAAUAACUGACGUCAUUUUUUCCCAUAUCUGUAAAUUCAGUGUCAAAUAAAUAAAUAAAAGUUGGUUUUGGAUGUGUGUAGGUAGGCUGUGGUCUCAUAUCCCUUUAAGACGCUGUCCUAUGAGUUGGAGGAGCUGGAGCGUCAGCUGAAGUAGACAAAGUUAAUGUGGGAGGGGGUGAGCAGCUUGUGAAGUAGUUAUCAUCCAUUUAUUGUUAUCGAGGUGAACUGCUCAAUAUAUCGUGACAUUGAUUUGAGGCCAUAUUGCCCAGCCCUAGAUUGAGCUUAAAUUAUUGGGAAAGUGACCUUUUCAGUAAUUUGCAGUAAUUUACUGUACAUCCAGUUCUCAGUGGCACCCUGGGAGUCGUCUCAAUGCAUGCUGGUUAAAGAGGAUUAAUAGCUGAUCAAUUACCUGUCAGAUAUUAAAUAUAUCACGAGCAGUGGUGACACAUUCAUCAGGUCGAUUUAUUCUUUAAGAAAAGGAGAAAAUUCUUAGAUCCCAGAUUUCUUAAAUGUGAAUAUUUUCUGGUUUCUUUGCCCUUAAAUGACAAUAUGUUUGAGUUGUACUUAUCGACUACUUAUUCCUGCAUUUCUAGUGUUUUUUUAUAUCUGAUUCGCCUUUUUUUGAUCAAGACAGAAAAUAAUUACCAGAUACAGUAACCUUGUUUUCUUCCCUUCACAUUCAGUCUUUUUAAAAUUAUUUGUAAACAUCCAGGCUGGAAAACCAAAGUCAGAAAUCAAACAAACGUAAUAACGUAAAGACUGACUGCUGAUUUGCCAGACAGAUAAUUAAGGAAUUGUUUUAUUUUGAAAGGAAAUAAUACAAGCACCGGUAAAAACAAGCCAAGCUGCUAAUUUCCACGGUAAAGACAUCACUCUGGGUUCUGUACCACGUCUUGUUCAGUGACUCAUCAGAAGUGCAGACACUUUCUUCUACCGGUUUUCUGACCGAAUCAAAGAAACCGAGGUCAUCCUGUGUUAAAGCUGCUUCUCUUGCUACUCUGUCACCCCCACAGCUCAUGGAGAAAUCCCCCCUUGUGUUAGCCUUUCUUUUCCCACAGGAUAUUCACUGCUGAUCCACAGCCUAAUCAGUCUCAGCCAGAGUGCGUGGCCUUACUUUACCCCGACCGUAUCACACUCUGAACUCCUCAGAGGACCAGCUUUUGAGGCUCCAGAGCCCACAGUUGUUUCUAGAUAACUGUCCGGCUGGCUCUGUAGCAGCUCUUCUGUUGUUCGCCACUCUUUCUCUGUUCACUCCAUCUGUUUGCCGCCUCAUUGUCCGCUACGUUAUCAUCUUUUUUGCAUCAUCAGACUGAUCAAAUAUCCAUUUCUUUGUAUUAUUAGGAGUAUGAUUUUAUAGGAUUUAUUUCUUCUGCGGAUAAAGAUUAGUCUGGGAGUCGUUUCUGAGCUGAUUUUCUUUCUCUGCUCGAUGUUGUCAAAUGCAAAGCUCUUUGUUUCUGGCUGAUAAAAGUGAAUCACAGAUGAUACAUUCUCCACAGCAGCACAAACAACUGACAAUCGGGUCAUUUGAUAGGAGGAAAAAAAAAACACAGAAAUCCUUGUGUGCUGCCUCCCUGAAGUUCGCUGCUAAGUCAACCUGAACUAACCCUGUUUGCAUUUUCAGGAUAAAUCUGUUGUUGCUUUCCUUAGAGAGAGAUCAGAGUUUGCGCACUUUGAGCAGGGACUGUAAAAUACCCCCACACACACAGAACAGCUCAGUACCUGUCUUCAUAUUCACUCUUGCAGAUGGAAAUUGCUCAAAAACCACAAUCAUUGUAUUCACUUCACUUGAAUUACAUCAGUUAAAUGUUUGCCUUGGUGGCUGAUCAGUUUUGCAAUGCCUGGCAGGAAUUUCUAAUUGCCUAAACUUAAUUGCAUCAUCUUUAACUGUAAAAGAAAAAAAGAAAAAAGUUCUGACAUGAUUAAAUAUCCAUUUGAUUUAGGAAAGGAAAAUAGUGAGUGUAAUGGUUCAUAUAAUCUCCCCUGUCACUUAGGCGGCACUCGGUGCUGCUGCUUUAUUAGCGGCUUGUCCUUCCUGCUGUCCAAUGGGACUACUUCAGCCCCCUCCCAGAGGUCAGCCACCAAUCAGGCGGUGGGAACAGCUGCUCCUCAAUCAGCUCAUUAAAUGAUUGGCCGUCCCCUGUGUCCUCUUCUCUCUCAUUUUGCUCGGCGGUUGUGUGCACACAUUCAAAAGUAAAUGAUCAAGCCCGUAUACACACAACACACAUCCACACUUAGGGCUAAUAUCGCUAUUGUGCAUGAUUAUCAGCGGCUGUGCAGCGCUAAUUUGGAUUCAGAGGUAGAAGUCUCAGCGUACCUUAUUAGCGGAUGAUCUGUAGUUAAACUCUGGCACUGAUGGUUCUGAACUCUCUUUAUUUGAAAGUGUGGAAAUAACCUUGAAUCGUUGUAUUAUUCAUUUUCUUCAAUAUAGCAGCAGUUUGAAUUUAUAAACCACCAUUAACGAGAAAAUGCUGCAUGUGAGUUAUCACAGGGACCAACCUACUCCCUCUAACUGUGACCUGACAUUGUGCAGAAUACUGAAUGACGCCCCAAAGGAGACAAGUUGUUUUGAAAGAUGUUUCACUCAUGCUCCUACAUCCCAAUAUUAACAGACAGCAGCUCAAUCAGAGGGCGCUCUUUAUUCUUGCAAAAGGCUGAGAAAGUAGCGCAUAAAUAACAAAAUUCUUGAAGGUCAAAUGAUCGCAGUUUGACACGGUAAUGCUGCCUUUUUAUGUUAGGAUGAUACGGUUUGCCUUACAUGUGUUGUUUUAUUUUCUCUUUUUUUUAGGGAGGGUUUGAUUGACAAGCGCAUUGAGAGUGCUGUCUCCCAGAUGCAGUCUGUGAUUGAGCUGGGCAGAGUGAUCCGAGACAGAAAGACCCUGCCUGUCAAGGUGAAUCAUUACCCGAACCUAAUCCAUUAAUGCACUUCAGUAUGAGAGGUACAUUGAAUGAAAACAUGAGGACUCAUACUCAUUUUCCAGUAUUGGCUUGCUACAGAUGUGUCCAUGUCAACCGAUCGAAUAACAAGAAGUGGCUUUUAGGGGAAAUACAGCGAGAAAUACUACUGCUGGAAAACCUGUCACGAUCUGAUUGUUGUUGUUUUUUUAUUUAAAUAAAAUGUUCAAAGCACGUAAAAAAUUAUGUGACAGCUAUUCCAAAAGUUUGUUGGUUUAUGUUAGAGAAAGCAAACAAACCCUAUCACUUUAAACUUGUGUGUAAUUAUGAUUGGUCUGUUUCAAACUCAGCAGAAGUCAGUUUGGUAUUUUCAAUUCUAUUCAUUCAUCUCCUCUUCAUUUUGUAGACAGGUCCAUUGUGUACCGAGCUGUCUCUUCGAUUAUGAAAAAUAUUCCAGAGUUUUGGUUCUGGAGCUCUGGGCCAACUUUAAUGUUUGGUUGUGUUUGGUUGUAGUACCCACUGAAGGAGGUGGUAGUUAUUCACCAGGACCCCGAGGCUCUCAGAGACAUCCAGUCCCUGCAGAAAUACAUCCUGGAAGUAAGUCGACUUUUUUUUGUGUUUAUUUUACUUUCAGAUGGGGCGCAAUUAAUUCCAAAGAUCUGGUUCCACUAUUGAAAUCAGGGAUUUUCUAUCAUGAAUAGGUGACUCAUUUGGAUCAUAGAUACUCAUACAAGCAAAUAAGAGUUUUAAGACAUCUAUAGAAUAAAAUGUAUGGUGCUGAUUUUCAUCUGUUAGCAUUUGUCAGCCAGUUGUUUUGAAUUUGAAAUUAGUAACUUCAGUCAUGAUGUAGGAAACCACAAAUUAAGUAUUGAUUAAGUACACUCAGGUCACUUAUAGGGCUGCAUGAUUUUGGCCAAAAAUUAAAUCCCGUUUUUUUUCGGUUUUCGGUUUUCAAUUUUGAUUUUUUAUUCUGUGACAACUUCACCAAACUUCACUCUAAAUCUCUCAAAAUGAAACCACUGAAAACGAUGCCGUGCAUAUGCCAAGCCAGUAAGUUUUGCUGUAAUGCCGCAGAGGAAAAGCACAAAAGACAGAAGAAGAGUACAGAGCGCGUCCUGGAGGCGUGAGACACAACAGAGAGGAAAAUCGAUUUGACGAUUUUCAUUUUUUUAACAUCGUCAUAAUUAAAUAAUCCGAUUAUGAUUGAAAAACAAUUAAUCGUGCAGCCCUAGUCACCUUUAUCAAGUGGAAAACUAUAGAAAUUCUGAGUUGCCAAAAAACAGAGCUUGAUGAAGUGGCGUACCGCUAGAGCUUUGCUUCAAAGAGAGCUGCAUCUUCUGUCAUCUUUCAUUUAGGUGUCUCUCUAAUUUGAUUCUGCUUCACUGGCUUAAAUAAGAGCUAUUACGUAAAUAAAAUAAAGAGAGAUGUCCCCUGGAAGUUCUGUGACACUCCAAAUCUGGUUCGCUCACUUGAAAUGUAGCCGUACAACAGAGCGGCUGUUUGUAUCAUCAGCUCUAAUUGAAAUUUUACUGCCAGUUAAUUUGAAUAGAGGGUGGAGCGGAUGCCAUGGAAAAUCAUUUCCUGUUUGAUCCACUCGACCCUGAAACUCUUCAUCAAAUGCAGUUUAGACACAAGAGCAUUGUUUACUUUUCCUCUCCACACAUGGAAACAUUAUAUUCCCUAUUAUCUGCUUGUGCUCUGUGUAAUGCCUCAUUACUGUUAGCUCCAGACUCCCACACCAAUAGCCUGGUCGAUGGUUUUAUACACUAACACAUCCUGUGCUUUUGGCCAAAUAGGAACUAGGUGUUUGCUAUGUAACAUUUGUUUUCGCAGAGGUAACAUUAUUAAUGUAUGGUUGUGUCCCAGAUAGUGCUGAUUAUUCACAAAAGUUUGUCAGCUGUCCAGGAGAGUGGAAAAACAACUCUCCAGACGAUAAGCUAACUGUCACAGAACCUAGCAUAACCUUUCAGAACAGGAAACCAUUAAACUGACAUCAUCCCUUUUUUUGAUUUUCCACCAACAAAGUUCAAAGAGUCAAUGUUGUUCCCCGUCUGACUCGUUGAACCUCCUCAGCGUCUAAAAUAAGGCCGUUUUCCUCCUUUUGUACACUCAGCUGUGGGAAUGUUGCUACUUUUAUUCUCCUGAAGCUGUGCCAAAAUGUUUCCAAAAUGGUUGGAAAGUGACACACGAACGAAUUACUGAUGCAUCAUAAUUUUAAUAUAGAUUCAGGCUCGUGUUCUGAUAAGAUGCUGAUCCGGAAAUUUGACAGAGCAUUUGCAGACUAAGGCCCUUGUGGGAAAAGGGCUUCUGCUGCAGCCGUCUGUUGGAUCCUGCGAGCUGUAUCUUAGUUAAAACCUCGCCUUAUCUCUCUCUCUCUGUUUCAUUUCUGGCGGGGAAAACAUUUAACCUCGCAGGAUUAAAGCUUUCCUCCGGUAAACAAGGUUUAUUUGCUCAGAAUUUGAGAGCAGUCUGAGGUCCUUCUGCAACAGAGAGGAACCUUCAAACUGUCUUACAUCGUGUUUGCUGUCGUGUCAAUUAAGAUGAGCUUUUGAAAUACAAGGGGGAUUAAUCCUUCCCCAUUCUGCUCCCAUUUUCUCUUCAUUUUAUUUCAACUACAGUUAUUCCCUUUUUUCAUUGAAGUUUCUUUGACUGUGACUCAUAUGUGAUCCAAAUGAGCAGCUUCAGAGAGUUGCACAGUAAUUCAUUAAGUUCUGCCGUUCUGGGAUCUCGCCCUCUUCACACCUUUGUGCCAUGAAUAACAACGUCGCUGUUGUUACCGGCUGGCUUACUGACUGGUUGAUUUUAUGGCUGACUUGCUCUCUAGGUGAUUUAUAUUUUAAAAUCGGCCCUUUAUAGUGGUUUUUAGACACACAUAAUUUAGGUUUUUGAUUUGACUUCUACAGGAUGUAACAAAGCAUUGAGCUACAGGAUACAUACAGUAGAUCGUCGCUGUUCAAUGAAAAACGCGCAUCUCUACUUUUACCGAUCUGGACUUUUUCCAAUCCAUGCAUGGUCCAUAAUCUUCCCUAACAACCCGUAGCUUUGGGAAUCCAAAUGACUGAUGGAAAGACAUUUUAUAACAUCAUCUUUUUAACAAGUACUUCCAUUAGGCGUCGAAAGUGUCAACAAAGCCCGUAUUUCCCACCCUGGCUCUGUGUUGUCAUGACAGCAAACAGACUUUACACUGUGACAUAGGGCUGGGCAAUAUGGCCUCAAAUUAAUAUCACGUUACAUUGAGCAGUUCACAUCGAUAACGAUAAAUGGAUGUUUACUACUCCACAAGCUGCUCAUCCCCUCCCAAUUAACUUCGUCUACUUCAGUCGCUACAACUUUUGAACUGUCCUCCAUCUCCUCACCUGUCUUUCCCUCUUUGUUGUGGAGUGGAUGGGGCAGAGUCAUGGCUGUGAUGUAGGACAGUGUCUUACAGGGACAUGACACACAUUCAAAACAAACUUUUAUUUAUUUAUUUGUUUGACACCGAAUAUACCGAUAUGGGCAAAAUGACAUUGGUUAUUGAUGUAAAUUUCAGUAUCGCUAAAUUUUCUGUUUAUCGCCCAGCCCUACUGUGACAAACUCAUUACAAUUCAGGGUAAUGCUACACUAACAUCCUCACAUUAACUGAUGCUGACCUAAAACUUUGUUCUUAUCAUGACAGUGUUGCUUACCUAUACAUUAGAUUUCUUGAGCUGAAGUUCAUCACCAGAGGCAAAGCUGCUGCUGCUAUUUUCUCUCUCACCGUUGUGGACACUAGUGCAUGUUAAAUUGGGAGUCAUGUAGGAUAGCCCGCUAUCAAUAGUUUAUCAACAUAGUGGAACAUAAACAGGAUACUAGAAGCUCGUUAAUAACUGAACAUCAUUGGAGCGCAUUAUUAAAAAAAAGAAAAACACGAGCUCAUUCCUCGUCUCCUACAUGGUUAUCACAGUUAAGUAGUCAUUUGGUCCUCAUCCUUUUCAUUGCACCACUUUCAGCUAUAGUAGAUAAGCUGUUCAAGUCCACAGCAGCCUCAUAACAAUGAGCUGAAGCAGCAUAAUGUGUGACUUAAACAUUGAUUCUCAUGCUCACUAACCAGUCUUAAGACUCUGUCCUUGUGUUUACACCUCAGCCUGCUGCAGCAGCUUGUCUUUAAUUUCUGCCUGCAUGUCAGAUUUGCCUCUAGAGGUUAAACUAAAUUAAUGUUUUUGGGUCGCUUAAAUUUCCGCACUAUUACCAGGAGAUUUCCUCCUUGGGAUUUUUCUUUUGACAAAUUAUGUUUUUGCGUAACAUGAUUAAAAUAUGAGUUCAUUUCUGAAGAGGCUUAACUGUAGUACAGUUACACUUGUCCAGGUCAAUUUUCCCAUCUCUAUAAUAUUUGGUUCAGACUAGGGCUGGGCGAUAAAACGAUAAUGAUAAAUAUAAAAAAUGAAUUUCCCUCAAUAUUGAUAUGAUACAUGGUCAAUAUGCUUUUCAAUAGCAGUCCAUGAUUUGGUAAGACUUAAUGAAAAGCCAAUGAAAAUGGGAGUUGCUUUGGGUCCGUGCCGAGCUGAGCCAAUCAUGUGCUGAAUUAGAACCAAGUAGCAAACAACUGUGUAGUAGCAGGCUGCAACUACACGCAACCAUAGCACCUUAACAAGUGAAGCCGACAGCACUGUCGAUGAGAAAAAAGAAAAUGAGUGCUACCCCUGACAGAAAUGCAGAUAAAGACCCAACAGAUGAUGACAUCAUCGAAAACACUGGCAUGAAAACAUUGGUAGUGUGAAGUUGUUUUGGUUUUUUGAGGUCGGACAUGAAGCAGAGUAAUGUGCAGUACAUGUUCUUGCAAAGUCAGAGAAUACCUCAAAUCUUUUUUACCACCUGAAGCAGUGCCAUGCAGCAGAGCACGCGCAAUGUGAAAGUUUACAAGCCCUGAGCUGAGCAACUGCGAAGCAGCCCAUGGCGCCUGUGCAGCCGAAACAGCUGACCUUUCAGUCCGCUUGCGCUAGCGCAAUGUCUUACGACAAAACGUCGAAGAGACACAAAGACCUCACAGAUGCAGUAGCUUAUUGUAUCGCGACAGACAUGCUACCAAUAAGCACUGUUAAAUUUGAUUGAAGUAUAACAGGGAACAUUUAAGAUUGACAAGUGAUUUUUUUUUAAUAUUGUGAAAUAUAUCGAUAUCAACUGACAUGAAGAAGAUAUACCGUGAUAAACUUUUUCCCAUAUCGCCCAGCCCUAGUUCAGACAAUAGCAGCAUCCUCUUACAUGAUGUUUCUCAUCCUCAUUCUCCAGGAGCUGAAUGUGCGACAGUUGACGCUGUCCACAGACAAGGACAAGUACGGCAUCAGCCUGAGAGCGGAGCCUGACCACAUGGUGCUGGGCAAGAGACUAAAGGGGGCCUUCAAAGCUGUCACUGCCUCUAUCAAGGAGCUGACUAACACACAGCUCGAGUCCUUCCAGAAAACAGGUAAAUGCUGUGUUUUUGUGUGUGCAAAAAAUUAAAAAUCUCCCAUUUCUUGUCUCCUCAGCCAAAGACUCAACGAGCAAGCAACAAAUCUGUUAAUCAAAUGAUGAUUAGUUAUAAACGGUGGGUUAGUUUAUGCACACAACUACGUAACAUUUCAAAAUGAUAUAUAUUGAAGCUUAGAUUGGACUAGGAUUCCUUGCAAUCAGAGCACAGACUGACAGACAGAAGGUUUAUCCUCAUCCUGCAAACCCCAUCCCUCCUGAAACCAUAAUCAGAGCUCGAGUACGGAUCAAAGCAGUCCAAGGUAUCUUGUCCGUCCAAUUAUAGAAAGACGAGGAGAGCCCCCUGAAUCUCCAGGGAAGGAGGCAGUGGAGGUCAGCUGGGCUGUGGGAACUUAACAUUUUCAAUCACUUGGAUGUUUGAAGUCUGGCCAAUUGGAUGGAAAGAAAAAAAAAAAAAGGAAGACGAGCGAUGGAGGGAAAGAGAUAGAUGUGGUGGAGGAUGGUGAAAAAUUGAUGUAAGGAGGGAACACAGAGAUAAAAAUGUUUACAGCUGAACUGAGUGAGAUUCUUCUGACUGAUGAUCACAGGGGAGAUGUGAUGACGGAGAUGUUUGUGCAUAACCUGUUGUUAAAGCGCUGAAUUAUAAAAUGCUUCACCUGUCUAUUGAAGGGAAUAAAUCAACUCAGUAAAUAUGAGGCUUCAUCGAUCAGCCUGUCGAGUUAUUCCUGCAUAAAUGCUUCAUGUAGGAGAAAACGACUCCCUCUGGUCGGAAAACAACAUACGAUAAACCCUGGAAACUGUUUAAUGCUGAAAGAUGCUUCUCUUAAAAGUAAUAAGUCCUUGGCCAACUCUUCACUUUCACUCUACUUUUAACCUCUUGAUCAAUUUCCAGCAAAGUCUCCAUGACUCUCAAGACCUUGUUCCAAUUUAGACUUUGAGGGUGGCAAUUUGACCAGAAACCGACGGCGGUUUCAUGGCCUUUGGUUGAAUUGCUCAUUAUUUCUUACCUGUACCUUUUGAUCCCAUCAUUUUGACAGGGCGAAAAAAAGGGCGAAAAAGCAAAGAGAAGUGAAGAGGGACAGAGGAAAUCAAAGCAUGGAAAUCUAGGAUUAGAGAGAGAAAGAUGGAGCGACUGUUUCACCCAGCCUCUGGGCACGGAGAAGAGAAAAGGAAAGGAGAACUCGGUCAUGGUUUUUAGUCCGAACACAGACGUGGGUAAUUGCUCCCACUGGCAAAAAGAGAUAUAAUCCCUGACUAGAACGGGUUUGUUUAAUGUUUGAAUGCUCACAUCUUCGGUGAUUGUGGAUAGUUCAUAUUGAAUUGUGAGGAGUCUACAAAUGCAAACGAAUACUCGUCCAAACCCUUUCUGAGUCAAAACAAAGCCACAGCCUGCAUGUGUGUUAGGAGAGCACUUGAUUCAGUGUGGCACGGUGUAAUUAAAACCUUUUCAACAAUCAUUCCAAGAGAGCAAACUCCGCUGCAUAAAGACAAAUUUUUCACACCAUCAGUUGAUAGUUUGUUGAAAUCUAAUUAGAGAAGUUAAGGGGCAUAAAAAGUUUAGCGCCGCGUUUUUAUUAAAGCAUGUUUCCAGAACUGAUUAAAUCCUGACAUGCCCAAAUAAUCAUCUAUUUUUUCCGCGUCUACACAUUUUUAUCCUACGAUUUGUUUUCUUUAAUAAUCCUAUAAUCAUUUUGUUAAAUAUCUUCCUAUCAGCGAGACGUGGGGAUUGUUUUUGAUUUUCACUAAACUGACUGCAGCAGUAUUCUUCUCUAAUUAAAUGAUCAUUGCCCAAUUUAAGCGAUCUGCCAAAAUCGUUGCCGCUUACGAACACAUUCCUCGUUACGCCGUCGCCACGACUUCUAACCGACUUUGUAUUGUGACAUUUCUCAUGAAUUGAACACUUGAUUUCGUUUCUCUCAUGAUCGUUUCCAAGAAUAGGAAACCCCCCCCUUCCUCUGUGGUCACAAGCUCUUUUAAUGAGUAUAUAUUAUGUAUGGUUGGACUCAUUUUCAGGACCCCCCAGUGGUGGUCUGUUUGGACUGUAUAAUUUAUAGUCCGUCAGAGAUGGAGCCUGACGGUGCAGCAUCACAGCGGGGUCCCAUUGUUUGGCUUUCCGCUUGAACAGCAAAUUCACUCCGUCAGAGAUGUACACAAAUUAAUUUUAAUGACUGAUGAAUGUUACGCUGUUGUUUAUUUGUUUUAAUAACGCAGCUGCGGUUCUUAUAUUAUUGUUGAUUUGAAGGAUCCAUCACGGUGGACGGCCAUGAGCUCCAUGAGGAGGACCUGAGACUGAUGUACACCUUCAACCAGAGCUCUGGUUCAGCUGCACAGUAUGAAGCACACUCCGAUGCACAGGUAUUCACAAGCUUUUCCUGCCUUUGUAUGAGGAUUAAACACUCUGCAAGAAAACUGGGUGAAGAUUUGAGUCUUAAUUUUCUCUGGAAGAAUUGAAACUCCCUUUUCUGAAUUACAGAAUAAAGUGUGUUGCUAUUGCAGGCCAGUAUGGGGCUCCUCCACUCAGGACUUCCUCUAGGCAGCUUAAGAAUAGAUUUGAGUUGGCUGCAAAAAAAAUAUUAUUCCAUUUUCAUCUUUGGAUCUAAUGUGCACUCUGCAGAGGUUUAGUAAAGUGUCUUUUGCCCAUUUCUGUUAGAGAGCAAUCGCUGCUAGACAAGAAGUCGGCUGCUGUAAAGAUGGAUUUUUUUGUGGCUUCAAAAACAACAUCAUAACAGAAUCACAGUCUCACUUUCUUGUAUCUAUAAAGGAUACAUUUACCUUCCUCUAGCAGCCAUUUAGCAAUAAAUGGAGUUUGGUUAAAAGCUGCAUCAGGGAAGGAAUUAGUUUGCCUCAACAUUUUUAAACCAGUACUCUCAAAGCUCUAUAUCUUGCCUUUUACAACUUUGCAUAAGCAAAAAUGCAGCAUACAGGGUAUCUGCGGGGUCUUAAAAAGUCUGAAAACAUCUAAAAUCCAAUAAUUUGAUUUUAAGGCCUUAAAAUGUCUAAAAUUCUCCUAAAAUCUCAUAAAAAUGUCCUCAAUACGAUUUUGAAAGGUCUUUAAAAUGUAUUAACUACUUACGAAUAAAUAACGUGCCAUGGAUUGAUUUGAAGUACCGUAUUUUUCAGACUAUAAGGCACACCUAAAAUCCUUAAAUUUUCUCAAAAAUUGACAAUGGGCCUUAUAAUCCAGCACGCCUUAUGUAUGAUCACUUUUGUGCUUACUGACCGAUCAAUGCGCUCAAAAAUCUGUCAAAAUGUGUAAGUACGACUUUGGUAAGCAACAAAGCCACUCUGCUCAAUGGAUAUUCGUACUAUUACGGUACGCUGUGUCACUACCCUGUAACAGGACCCCUGAGCAGUCUACAAGACUGCCUGACUGUAAUAUAUAAACUAGAAGUGCAUUCAUGUAAGGGAGCCCGGGCCCGGAGUACGUGCUAGCAACAAUAAACCAAUCAAUGCUUAAUGCACCUUACAAUUCAGUGCACCUUUUAUGUGGACAAAGACAUGUUAAUUCACAGUGCGCCAUAUAAUCUGGUGCGCCUUAUGACCUAAAAAUACGGUAAUGUAAAAGGUUCAGAUUUCCCUUCAUGCCUUAUUCUUUUACUUGCCUGUAUGGAUGUUAAAUGGAUCUCAAAUUGUAUUCAUUACGGUCUUUAAAAAGUCUUAAGCAGUCUUGAAUUUGUCUGGUUGAGAACUGAUGAGACCCUGUUGUAGUUUUAAAGGACUUUAUAUCUAUCUUACUUUUUCAUGCACUUAAGCAACAACUCCCGAGAGGGUUACAAGACAACCUGUCAAGACUUGAGCCCAGUCUAGAGAUAUUCCAGUCGCAGUGCUACGCUUAGCCGAUCAGCUGCUAGCUAUAUGAAACACAUUAAAGGGUAUAGCAGUACCUCAGUCCCAUGCAUGUCCUGUUCUCCCCACUCUCAUGUUGUACUGCCACAUCAGAAAUUGCGUUCAUCUAGAUUGAGCUACAAAGUGUAAUGCAACCAGACCUAAAGAGGAAAAAAAAAAUCUCUUCUGCACAAAGCUGCCAUAUACUGUAAACGCAUUUAUGUGUCUUAACUGUGAGUGUGAUGUAUGAAAUCAUUUCACGGCUAAGUGGAGACCAGCAUGUAUGUGUUUCCCAGAGGCCCUCUCCAAUCAGUGCUCCUCCAAGCGUAUACACACCACACGGCUGCACCUUAAUACCAGUUUACUGAGCUGGCUUUUUAAUUCUCUCACUUGCUGUCGUUGGCUCUCUCGCUCCGACUCCCCUGCACCCAUCUGCCUGUCUCUUUCUCUGUUUUCUCGCUUUCCUCCUCACUGUUUGCUUUUGCACUUUUCUCUGUCACCCUGUCAUCUCUUUCCUUCCUUCUUCUCUUUGUUAAGUGUUCAGGACUGGUUAAAGUUCUGUCUCACUCUAAAUGACAUUUACUUUAGUACGUUUUAGUUAGGGCUGGGCGAUCAACCAAAAACUUACAGAUACCGAAAUUUACGACAGUAACUGACGUCAUUUUGCCCAUGUCAAUAUAUUAUUAAUAUAAGUUGGUUUUGGAUGUGUGUAGGUAGGCUAUGGUCUCAUGUCCCUUUAACACGCUGUCAGAGACGUGACUCCCCCCCAUCCAGUCCGUAACAAAGAGGGAAAGACAGGUGAGGAGAUGGAGGACGGUUCAAAAGUUGUAGCAGCUGGAGUAGAUGAAGUUAAUGUGGGAGGGGGUGAGCAGCUUGUGGAGUAGUUAUUGUCCAUUUAUCAUUAUCGAGGUGAACUGCUCAAUGUAUUGUGAAAUUGAUUUGAAGCUAUAUCGCCCAGCCCUAUGUCACAGUGUAGAGUCUGUUUGCUGACAUGACAAACACAGGGCCAGGGCAGGAGAUAUGGGCUUUGUUGACACUUCCAACACCCAACUUGUUGAAAAGCUGAUGUUAUAAAAUGUCUUUCCAUCGUUCAUUUGGAUUCCACAAAUAAACACAGCUUGCUUAUUCGUCUUUAUUUCCUAUCUAAAGGUUUUUAUUGUCUGGAGAUUGAAGCUCAAAGUGUUUAAGAUGUAUGAUAUGUAUCCUACCAAUGCACGCUGCUAGAACUCUUGGGUGAACUCGCUCUGAUUAUUCGUAAAUAUGCCGCUUUCUUACAGUAGCAGGAAUGUAUUUUUUAAUUUUUAACUGCACUACUGUAGCCAAAGUCAACAAGUCGUCUCUUAUCUGAUGUGUCAAUAAUACUUAAGUGAUGGAUUUAAAAGGGAAAACAUUUCUAAAUUGUUUAAAAGUCAGAGGAGAGUAUACUCAGAAUAGAAAUCACAGAUUAGACUUCAGGAAGACAUAAUCCCCUUGUUCAAAUACUCAUUUGGUUUAAUCUAUUUGAUACAGCAGAUUACAAAAAAAGUACUUAACCUUUAAAUAUUUUGAAUAUUAUAAAAGAAUUACAGUGUUUUGUUAUUUUGAGGUCUAAGCAACUCUUGAUGUCUAUCACUCCUUCUUUGUAUAAGUCAAAGAAAAAAACUCAGUGUCAAUAAAUCAAAAAAAAAAAAAGAAAAACCUGUUCAAAAAUGUAACUGAACAAAGAGUGUCUUUCUUUUAUUAAAUCAAAUUCUCCUUUCCUCGAUUGUCUCUGUCAUCCUUCAGGUCCUUGUGCUGCUCGAUGUCACCCCAGACCAGUCCAUGCUGGAUGAGGGCGUCGCCCGAGAGGUCAUCAACCGUAUUCAGAAACUACGCAAGAAGGUGGGGCGAUUAUUUUCGGAGCACUACUACAUCAGGAAAAAAGAGUGACACAUAACACUCCAUUAAUACAUUUUACAAUCCAGUGUUUAGUGAUUAGAUAAGGACGUUUUUGAAACUGUUUGCCAACACAAGUAAUCAAGGCUGUGACAGUAUGAUUAAAGUGUGCUGCAGAGGCGGUCUGGUCCUGGUAGAGAAACACAGCAGUUGCACACAGAGUGUACACAUGACGGUUUUGCAGUGAAAGAACAGACUGAAUAAGUCGUUUUUGGAGUGCUACAGCCGACUGAAAAACUCACUCAGAAUUAAGUGAGGUACUUUUAAAGAAGACUAAAACAGUCGUCACAUUUCCUCCUGAUAGAGUAAUGAGCUCCUGCAGGCUUUGUGGAAUUAAAAACAAAGGAAUCAACCAAAAAACUGAUCUGUAGAUCAACAAUAAUGAACACAUAUUUUUAUAAAAUGCUCCAUGACUUUGUAUCAAAGCAAAGAAAUGAAGAGUUCACUUCAAAUGUUUCCUUAAAUCAGCAUCUCAGCAUAAAACAACAACAAUAAAGCUCAUUCUGUUCAUAUUUGGCUCACUAAAAAAGGUUCCCUUCAAACCUCUCAGGAUCACUUGACAAGAAUGAGGUAAAAUAAAUAAAUAAAUAAACAAACAGUGUAGAAAAUAGAUAGUUUAAAUAACAACAUAACGUCAUCAUGGAAAGGAUUUGUGUGACCCUCUGUAGUGCCCUCAGUACGGUGGCCCUGAGGUGCAAAUCAGAAAACACAACACUAAAAGAGAAAACACAACAGCAAAUAAGAAAACUCAAUGGUUAAUGUUGUUGUGUUUUCUCUUUUUGUGUUGUGUUUUCUGAUUUGCCGUUGUGUUUUGCACCUUAGGGCCACCGUAAAAACAGGGCAGUACAGUAUUGCCAUCCUCGAGGAAGGGAACCAGCUCCCUCUGUUGAAUCAAGUACCUCAUUAUGAGUGGAAAAACACAAUUACACAAACGCAUGAAAAGGUGGUACAUAUACAGUCUUUAUUUUGAAAAUUUUGGCAAAUAGAUCAGUUGCGUUACUAUGGAAUAAUGGUACUUUAAAAUGUAGAAAUACAACAUUGUAAACAAAACAAACCAUGAAACAUUUUCCAUCCUGAACUUCACAUAGUUUUAAAUUGUCUUUUUGUGUUGAGCAUUUCAAAGUUUUAUCAUAAAAUGUUUAUUUCUGUCUAAAUUGAUCAAUUAUUUGCAUUUUUCCUUUGUGUUUUAUUUACCUACAAAAAGUCCAUUUCUGGGACACCAUACUCUAUUAUCAGAACUGUGAUUUAUAUACAUUCAUUUGUGUUCAUGGAAACCUUGAUGGACUUGAGCUCUGAGAUAAUUAAUGUUGAAGUCAUUAAUAGUAAUAGUUUUGCUCAGCUGUAACCCAAACAUCACAGGCGAAUCAGAGUAAACUUUGUUCUCUUUGGUUUUGAUACAUUUCCCACCCAUGGAUCACCCUUUCUCCCCCUCCUUCCUCUUUAUGUCCCACGUUUAUUUUGUCAGGCCAGUUCUUUGAAAUCUUUCCACUGCAGCGUCACAGUUAGAAGUUUCUCCAUCAUAAGGCAGGCUUAAUGGAAGCUUAAUUACGGUCUGGCCCCUUUCAGAUUCUAAUGUUGGAGCUUUGAAGUGGUCUGGGGAGUAAAGACGGAUUAGCCAACAGCCUCUUGUUUUCACAAGCAACAAACAGUUUUUUCCGUCCGUCUAUAGCGGUGGUGUUCACUGGCUCCCGGCCAGGCUAAAUUCCUCCAGUUAUUUCAAACUGAGAUCUGUCAGGAAUUUUCCACUCCGCGGAUGGGAAUUAAUUUUUUAACAUUUCUCUGACAUGUUUGGUGGUAGUUUGUUGUCGUCGUAUGCGUGUUUACCAGGGUUUGCGUGGGUGCUUGUGUUUUGUGCUGUGUGCAUAUGCGGGGCUGGGAAACAGAGGUCAGUGUUUCCUUUGUUUAUUUUUCGUUUGUUUUUGUUGUGUUGGGCUGCUCACAAACUGGAGAUCUCUUUAGCUCUAUCUGACGUGUUCACACACAUAUACACACACACACAGACACACACACACACUGUAUCAGCCCCUUCAGGGUAGGGUCACUACCUUGACUUGGCAGGAAAAGCCUAUAAACCUUCUUCCAUUGAUUGACUGCUCCUCUGUAUCUGGCUAACGUUAUUCCUCUGCCCUUGAGCCACAUACUGCAAUUGGAGUGUGUAGAUGUGUGUGUGUUUGCGAGCGUGCGCGUACUACACGGUCACUGUAUAUGUGUGUGGCUGUGCAUACGUGUGCGCGGUUGCACACUGCAGAUUAGGAUGAGAUCAAUGUGUUUGAAUGUGUCAAGGUUAGAGGAAGCUGGCAGAACACAAUGCCAAAAUAGAUGGGCUUUCAUCCAAUAAAAAAAAAAUCUCCUCUUGUUCCCCCCCCUGCAUUUGUUUGUUCCUCCUGUGCUGUUUUUAGCUCUUUAAGAUCCCCACCCUGUUUUCUUUGGCCCACCCUUUCACUCUUUAUCCCAUCCACCUUUUCUUUUUCUUGUAUCAGGUAAAAGCGUCCUCCAAAUUUCAUUUUCCUACAGAGAGAGAGAAAAAAAAGAAAUAUCUGAAAUGGGAUUCCUCAAGUCAAAGGAAACAAAUUGUUUUCAUCAAAUAAGAGCAGAAUCCGAGCCAACUGUCUGGAAGGCUUUUGUGAUGUGCUGCUGCAAGGGCUCUCUGUCAUCUGUCAGGGUUUUUGCUAUUUAUGGCACCUUUGCCUCAUUUUAUAUGAAGGAAUCUGUAUUUUAUGGAUGAUAAUACCAUACUUUAAAGCUUAUAUUUCAAUACCCUCUUCAUAUCUCGCAACCCUCUUGUCUCUCAGGGCCAUUUGGUGCCAUCGGAUGAGAUUUCUGUGUACUACCGCUGCCAGCCACAGGGGGAGUACUUGGACUCAGUGAUCCAGGCUCACACAGACUUCAUCCUGGCCACCACCAAGGCUCCUCUGCUGCCCUUCCCGGCCCCAAAGACCGCCAGCGUCAUCAUAGAGGAGAAAACGCAGGUAUGAGAGGAGAUCAAGAUGAGGAGUAUUCUUAGCUGAAAUGACCGAUUGGUUUCUUUCCUUUUUUUUUUUUCUUUCUUUUUUUUUCAUUUAAAUUUUUAUUGGCAACCACAGAGACAAAGGUGAUGAAUAAACACCAUCAAAUUAAUCCUAGUUGCCAAUACAAUUUUCAGUUCAAAUAAGAUAAGAGUGAGAAGGAUGAAAAACAAAAACAGAAGAGAAAAAACUAUAAAAUAAAUACACAGGUUGUAAUGUACAGAGAAUUCUAUCCUCUCAGUAGUUCAGUUGGAGGGGGAAUGCAGUUUGUAAAGGACUAGGUAUGAACAGUCGGUUGGAACUUAACCCCAAUCAAAGGUUUCUUUUGAGAGGCAGUCUGAGGUUUACUGAAGCCUUUUCACAUUUAUAAAACAUGCUGGUACGAAACAGUGUGUGUUAACAUUAGAUUAAGUAUCAGUUUGAGGUUCAUUUGCUUAAUUUCGUUCCCAGAAUGUUCAUCGAUUUUUCAUGAUUUUAUUCAUUAUUUAUUCCCUGUCUGCUGUUAAAACUACAGGAGUGUAUUUAUGAUUUACAAAGUAAAGGAUGAUUAAAAAAAACAACAAAAUUUCAUUUUUUUCCUCCCUGAUUUUCUCUUUCUCCUUGUUGCAGCUGAAGGGCUCAGACAUGGAGUUAAUUAUAGUAAAGGGAUCUUCAGCCCCGCGGGCUCAGCUAAAUGGACCAGCCUGUUCCUAUGUGAACCUCAGAGUGACCGUCAACAACAAGGAACAAGGUAUCACAUGGGAAGUUGCUUUUCCCAGACAAGAAACUCCCAAAAAGAUUGAACUGUCAGAAGAUGCUCUGAGGGCAUUCAGCGUUUCUUUCCACAUGACUGGAAUAAACAUCAUUUUAUUUAGUUAUCUUUUACAUGUACAGGAUAAGUUCAUUAUUUACCCCGUCUGUUUGUUUUCUCAUUCAGAGGGUGUCGUGCUGUUGGAGAACCCCAAAGGAGAUAACAGACUAGGUUUGGACCAGCUGAAGAAAGUGUGCAGCAGCAUCUUUGGAGCCAACAACACCCAGCUCAGAUUCUUCAACGGCGGGACUGGUAGGAAAAGAUAAAAGCAGCUCUCUGUCAUAUCUUCUCUUGAAAGUAUUUUGGCAGAGACUAUCUGAAAACGUAAAACUUCAAGAUUCAAGCAGUUUACGCACACAGGAAUCGAAGAAGUCUUUGCUCUCUGACCUACAAUGGAACAACAAAAUGAAAAGACCUUAAAGUUUUGUUAAAAGAAAUUUAGCCAUGUAAUGAUGGUGCCCCCAAACUGUCAAAACAAAGCACAAAUGAUCAAAGACAGGCAAUUAAAAAUAAAAAAGGAUGUUUGGCAUAGUUGUACGCUCAAUAAUUAAAAAGUACAUUAACAGAAUACCAGAUGUAUUACUAUUCAUUGAUAAAUUUUGUAUAUGUUUUACAUCAGUUCCUUCAAUGUUUAAUGUGUAACCCACACAAUAGUUUUUACUUUCUUGAUGAAUCCUUUAUCAAUCCGCCGUGUUUUUAAUUAUGAAAACCAAAUUUCAAGAAACAGAAAAAAAUCUUAAUUUUUUUUCCAAAACCAAGAUUAAAAAAUGGAUAACAACUCAUUUUCUCAUUUUCCAAUUUUGUGCUUAGCUUAGAGCAAAAAUUAAUGAUAUGGGUUCAAAUUCUGCUUAUCCUAAUCUGUGUUUCUAAUCGUCUGUAUUCCCAUGGCAACCGUCUUCUUGUGACAGCAUGCCCUAGGUGGGAAACUCAGAUGUUGUUAUCAUGUUCACAUGUUGCAUCCCAGUAUUGUAAGUUAUAUAAACCAUGAUAACUUGAUACUCUGGUUAUUGCACAGCUCCUUUAGAGAGAAGUGAUUCAUGUGACAUGAUAGACUGCAUGUUCAUUCUAAGUAGCUUUUUAAUAGUUUCAGAUAGGGAUGGGCAAUAUAGGCAAAAAAAUUUAUCACAUAAGUUUUGCCAUUUUGCCGAUAACAUUAAAGUCCUGAUAAAAUGCUCAUGCUUUGGUCAUCAACUUGCAUUUAUCACGUUUAUUAUAAGAUGGCAAAUAAUUAUCAUGGAGGAUUUUUCUGAUGAUAUAUCUUAAACGAUAAUUUGUUGCCCAUCCAUCAUUUCAGUCAACAUAUAAAGUGUUAAUGAUCUUGACUUUGAGAUGUGUUAGUUAAAUAAAUGCUACACUGAUACACCUGUAGGGUCUCAAAUCAUGACUUGGAGACCAGAGCGAGCUCUACGAUUUUAAUUUUGUAAUUUCAUCUCAGUUUCCUCAUAAAAAAAGCCUCUUUAAAUACACUUACUGUGAUUUCAUGCACGUAGUUAACACUGUACGGUAAUAAAUCCCACUGCAUUUUCCACAAAAUAAAGAGGCGUGUUCAACACAACCAAAACCACCUGAAAGAUGAACCUCAUGUUUGUAGCAUCAAGAUGAUAUUACAGGGAUUUUGUCAAAGUAGCUUACCUCAGAGUGUCUCGAGCUUGCAUCCUUCUUUGAUUUAAAUUCAUCCACAGGUCUGAGGAAGUUCACACACUUCAAAGUAGAGCUCUCCCUGCCUUUGUUGCCUGCUCCAUCAGUCUGAUCAGCUGCUGAGCUCAAACUACCUCCUCUACUUACUGGCGUAGCAUCUUGUAAAUAGUCUCCCAAAAGUUGAUCAAGUAUUUUUUCUGCAAGCUAGCCAAAAAAUAAACUAGCUAGUUUUUAUUCGCUUUGAUUUGUUUACAUUAUAACAAUGAAAAAGUAGGUCAAGAAAAUAAAUAAUGUGUAUUUUCCUUUUCACUCUAUUCUUGGUCCAAAACAAACAAAGUUGUUUCUAAAUAUAUAUAUUUUUUUACUGGUUUAGAGGCCCCAGAGUAACCAGGAUGAUUAUCUAACCCUCUUGUGUUUUUUCCUGUACACGUGUUUGUGUUUGUGUUUGCAUUUCAGAGGUGACCAGCAAAACGGACCUUCAGGCUCUUAACGGUAAAACUUUGUCAGUGACUUCAGGCUCUUCCUGCCCUGCUGGCUCCGCCCAAACCGUCGACACCCUCCUGUGUCCUUAUGUGAACCUGCUGCUCUGCAACGCACAACCAGCCGGUAAGACGCACACAUGGCGCGCACAAACAUAGUGUAGCCACAGCCAUGCGAAACCAGCGAGGCUGCCAUUACUCUUUUUAAUUAUAAUCGAAUCCCCCGGAGAGUCCUGUGACAACAAUUAAUGGACCCUGCUGACAAGUCAGUGCUGUUAAAGCUUCAUUUAAUUUCAUACAUGUAGCAUCACUCUUCUUCUGAUAAAUUCAGCACCAAGCACUGAUUAGAAAACACAAGUUUACUUUCUGCAUCAGGUAAAUGUUUGACUCUUUAAAAACAAAAACCUGUUGAAUGCUGCUUUUUUUUAUUCACAUUAUUUCUUUUAUUUCUUGCGCAGAGUCAGUUUACAUAUUUUCACCACUAUAGCAGUUAGUGAGCUAUGGAGACUUGUAAGCCUGAAAAAUGUGUCAAGCAUUGAACACCCAAAUAAAUAUAUUGGUGAUUUGUAGUGUGAAUCUUUUAAUAUCUCAAGAUUUGACUCAAACUGAUUCGUGAAUCUCGUGUUGUUGCACAGAGAUGCUUAUUUUAGGAUUUAUUUCAGUCUGCUGUGAUUAUUUAUUUUUAUUUCUUGACAUUAAUGAAAAAUGUGUUUGAGUUUCUUCAGCUUCUGUAACUAUUUUUUUUGGUCACAUGACUGCAAAACUGUAUAUUCAGUCAGAUGAUAGUAAACAAAGUGUACCAACAUGCUGGAAGGAACAGGACGAAGGUGGGACUGGCUUCAUUUCUUGUCACUCUAUAAACAUUAACUGGUGUCACUGAGAGCUAGCUUGCUAAGUUGGUGGUGCGAUUAGCUGGCCAGGACUGACACACUCCUGUCGAAACUGCGUACUGUGAAGCCAGCAGUAGGUUUUCUCUGUAUACACCGGCUGCUGUUUAAAAAAAAAGAAAGACAGAAUAAAGAAUUUCGUUUCUGACGUGAAUCAAUGCCCCCUCCACCAAUAUAAAUGUAGCUGUACAUUCAGCUUCAUCCUUUAAGUCACUCACACUGAAUCCUUUUGACCUUUUGACCAAUACCCUUCCAUCUAUCAAUUGAUUGUCCAGCCUCUCUUUCCCUCUCUCAUCACCUUUUUUUGAUCCAUCAUCCCUCCCCCCGCUGUCCUUCUUUUCCACUCUUGGGCUGAGGCUUGCCUCCUGAUUUGAGACUUGUGAACAAGCUUUCCUUAUAAGCCAGUCAUUUCUUAAAGGGAUAUUCCGGUGUAAAUUUAAGUUAGGGUCAAACACACUGUAAUACCAAGUUAGACACCCCCUGGAGAGAUCAAUGUUGCUGACCGCUUGCUUCUCUAGUUAUACCAACUUUAGUAACGACCGCAUGAUAGCAAUACACAGCGGUCUACGUCUCCACACCGAACCUCAACCAAAACGCCACUCUAUAGCGACAAAUUAUGCUCAGAACAGCACCUAACUUCAUCAACAGGACAUAUAGGGUCCCAGUCAUAGUACUAGCCAUCAAACAUCUUUUUAACUUUGCCUGAUUUCUUUAGCAAAGAGACUAAACACAACUCGGUGAUACGGUGUGUUUGACUAUAACUUAAAUUUCCACCAGAAUAUCCCUUUAAUUUGUAAAGGAAGUGAAGUCCAUCCGGUCCACUCCUCUUCAACACUUCCUCUAUCUCCCCCAGAGUGUCAGUCAGGAGACGCAGGAACCCUCUUGCUGGUGAACCCAGUGGGAAAGAACGGGCUCAACCACUCAGGUCUGCUCUCUGAAGCUGCCAAGGUGUUUGGCCUCCGCAGCAGACGACUUAAACUCUACCUGGACCAGGACCUCACCCAGGGUAAGAUGAAGACAUGGCGGAUAUCAUGUUAACCUUUGACUUAAGAGGAUGUCUGUUGAGUGAUUGAUUCAAUUAUUAUCCUUUCUUCCUUUAUUAUCUGAAGUGCCGCUGAUUUGGAGAGUAGUUGCCGCUGCAGGUUUUGAAUUAUGGGAAUUGUAUUUGUUUCGGUUCUGUUGCAUGGUACAUGGGUUAAAUGUAGAUUGAAUGAAAUGCUAGCUGAGGGUGAGAUUCCUUUUUGUCCAUCAGAUCAGCGUGACUAAGCGAUUUUACUUUGACGUCUUACUUUGUGCAUUAGAUGGUGCAUUAAAGAUAACAACAUUACAGCACUUACCUUAGCGUUAGUAAGUGAAUUAAUGCAUUUGUUAUAACCUUGUUUGAAUAAACUCCAUCUUGUCGAUCUGAGCAUCUGCAGAGAUUUUUCAAACAUUUCUAACUAUUAAACGCCUCUAUUUGUUUUCCAGAGCUGCCGGCGGAUUCAUCCGUAAAAUCUCUGGACACCAAAACUCUGUUUGUGAGAGUUCUGCCUACAACCGCUGAAGCAUAAAUCCCGAAAAGCCAUCACAGGAUCUCGGCAUCAACACUCGUCUCAGAUGACUCGCAGGUUCCCUGAAAGAAUAGUCUUUUUUUUAUUUUAUCAUUUAAACCUCAACAGAGCUACUUUGAAGUACAGUGGAUUCAGGAGUCUUUACUGAGAAAUCCUGAUGCAAAGCAGGUUUGUCUGUCAAGUCCACAACUUUCAUUUCACGUCUGGGAGUUUUUGGGGAUAACUUCAGGCACAAAAUCAGCCUUCCUGGGGAUGUCUUGAGAUUUUGAUGUGUUUGAACACAUCAGACACGACGAUAGCUCAAAUUAAUCAUCGUAUUCAAUCCAAAUCAUUCAACACAGUUUCUUUACUUCAUCUUUAAUUUGUCAUUAGUUAUCGUGAGUGACAGCUCUACGAAGGCACAAUGUGCUUUAUUUAUUCUGGGCCGAGAUAAGAUACAGCAUCAUUUCUUCACUUCAAAUAGUCUGCACUUCAAUAACAAAGAUAACUCAUACGGACCUGCUGGACUGGUGUGCGACAUGGCUGGUUAUGAAAACUAGGAACCGUCUGAUGGAUGGAAAACCAAACAUCAAACUCUUCCUGGAAAUACGGAUUUGAGGGAAACUGUCUAACCUGUCUAGCUGUCAGAAUUGCCGAUGGGAGAUUUUCUUUCUCAUGCUAAUAAGGAAAAUUAUGCAAGCCGUGUCCCUUCAAGGCGUAUUUGAGGUGAGCUUAGUCCAGAGUAAUUAUUCCUGCAGCUCAUUAUUGGGGAAACCAAUUUGGUCUAUUGUGCUUACACUCAUUUUGGAAUUUAACAGAUAAACCUUUUUCUGCUCAUUGCAUUGGGAUUCCUUUGACAGUUUUAAAGGCAUUUAAAAAAAGGUGAAAUGGAUUUUCAGGCUGCUGCACCUACAGGACAAAACGUUUCUCUCAUGAAAAGAGCAACACGUGGAAAAUGUUCUAUUUUCAGUGUCAAACAGAAUAAAUCGAAGGUGAAAAGAAUUAGCAUGGUUUUUUCUUUCUGCUCACUCCCCACAUGUCUGUGGGACCCAACAGACUGAUUCAACUGCUAUUAUGAGAAAAUGUUUCCCUUUGUUCAUUUUGAGGCAUUUUGAUUGACUCGUGGUACUCCCCUUAAAUGGAAAGUUGAGGAACCAGAACUAUGAAAGGGAUUUAAAGUCUCAGCAGCAAAAAUUGAAUUUAAAUGAACAUUUUGAUGUUUUUUGGCACGAGGCUCGUUUGAUUAGUCUAACACAAAGCUUGGAAACAGGAGAAAAGAGCUUGGCUAUGCAAAUUAAACAAGAUCUGCUUAUUCCUAAACCACUUGUACCCCACCAGGAUCUUAUCUGAAUUUAAUAUCCUAAUUAAGAACUGUAGAGGUACCUGUGGGCAGAUUUUGCUUUGUGAGUUUAUCAGUUGUUUACUCUUUUUUUCUUUUCUUUUUUUUUUCUAGUUUUUAUGCCAAACAAGACUUAUCAGCUUCUGGCUCAGAGUUGUAAGCAAAUUUCCCAAAUUUCAAGCCAACCUCUUAAAGGUCCUGUAUCAUGCAAAAUUCACUCUAGAAUGGUUUUCUAACAAUAAUAUGCAUCCCCAGCCUGUCUACCUCCCCAGAGGAUAGGACAUAUAUACAGUAUAUAUCCUAUCCCCUUUUUUUUCUAUUCUAUCCUCUCCCUCUUUUGCUUGUUCCACCUUUCAGAAAAUGUCUGCUCAAACGAGCGGAUGGAAACUAUCUCCUUCCAUGACGUCAUGGACGGCGAUAACUCCUCCCCUCUAGGUUGUUGACCCCGCCCAAGAUGUUUGUUCUGCCCCCUGAAAAUUUUCACUCAGACACUAUUUUUCUCCCUUGCAAAUGCUGGUUUGAAAUGGCGAAGGUACAAGCAAGGCACAGCAGUUGCUCUGUUGCUGGUUGCACAGACGUCUGUGUCAGUAGACUGCAAGAACAUAGUCACGAGAGAUAACCAUUUGUACAAUAUUGUGCACCCACCAAAAGAGCUCCAAGUAACUAGAAGACAGCGGAGAGAAGAAGAAGAAGCGGAACAAGAAAAGUAAACAUCAGCAAGCGGCGAACAGCAAAUUUCAAACGAUGGACGCCAGGUACAUCAAUCCAGGAGAAGAAACGGCGAUAUUGGAAGCUGGGCUUGGGCGGAAGAGACUGGUAAAGAUGGAAAGCCUCACGGUAGCUGGUGACAAAAAACUAAAAUAGCCAGUUGCUUGUCGUGUGCCGGAAAGCUCACAAAUGGAAGCAGUGGGAAAAAGUUCGGUAAAGUUGGGAAGAUAUUCACAGAUUCAGACUUCCAGGAUCAAUACCUCUGAGAUGAAACCUUGUCUGAACACAAAUGAUGCCUCUUUCAUGUUGCAAAAGCACAGACUACUAGCUACAAGAAUCAAAAACCAAUUCUUUUUUAAAAACAAGUCGUUCUUUUAGCUGGAUUAAUAAUACUGAUCUCUAUGUGCAGCCGGUAGCCGGGCACAGGAUUUCUUCAGGAUCCUCUCCUUCUGGGUCAGACUCUGGAUCAAACUGGUAUGGCUUGCACUAGCACUCUGUGUAAACAUUAGCACAUGGUACCAUAGCACAGGCCACACCCUGUCUUCCAGGAAGCCAGGGAGGGGCAAGGCUUGCGCUGAAGGAGGCGUGGACACGUGCAGCACUCAGAAACAGCGUGUUCUCGGUAGAGCUCACUAGAGAGUUUUCAGGCUGGCUGAAGUCCAGGAAAAAACUGGAUUUUUAGACAACAAACUUCAAACUGAGUGAACCUGCUGAAAAGGAGUUCAAUAUUGGACCUUUAAGAAAACGCAUGUAGCGCAAUUCAUUGGCGGUAUUGGUGGGGGGUGGUAACCCUCCAAAACUAACAUUGUAGGAGAUGUCAUUCUGAAAAUAAGAACUAUAGUUAGAAAUAAGGCCACUUGACUGUUUUCUAGUUAUUCCACGGUUUCUAGUAAAUUGCUAAUCAGCUUGUAAUAAAGCAGCUUAUCUGUUACAUCAUCAAUGUAGUGAAAGGUAAAACAUAAAAAAUAACAACCAUGCUCCUCUGGCUAGAAAAUAAAACUUUGUGAUGGUGUUUUCUUUCUUUUUACCAGAGGCAUAUAAAAGAAAUGUUUUCUGGUUGCUGCUGAGUCUUCUAUUCUUCCUUGUUAUUCAACAACGAGCGAGUUCAAGGACUGUGAGAAAUGGUUUUUGCGUUCCUGGUAAUGCUGCUGACCCAGAGAGGCAUAAAUGUUCCAUUCAGUCACCGUGAACUUCAAUCC